GAACCAGCCUUUGACAGGCACUCUGCAGGGCACCCCCUGUGGCCGACGACCCUACUGGGGCCCACAGGCUGCUGCCAUGGACAAGCUGCUGUGGUUACCAUGGCUACACAGUCAGAAUGUGUCCUGCGGUGUUAGUGAAGGAAUUCCUGAUGUUCUCUGGUGUAUUGUCUGAGAGGUAGGGAUAGCCCAAAGCUUCAGUCAUUAUCACACUAAUGCUUAUUCUGUAGUCCACACUCACCAUACACAUUCAUGCAUUCAGGCAUGCACGCACACCAUCCAAGACCAUAUCAAAAUACUGUCAGGACAUGUUAAGUUCCACAGCGACUCAGUGCCUCAGCGCUGUGUUAAAACGUGCAGCAAGAGGAAGACUGAAUGUGGCUGUGGGGAAACUGGUGCUGUGAUUUCAAUUAGAUCAUUUAACAAGACAUGACAGCAAAUAUCCCUUCCCUGCUGGUUUGUUUGCAUAGAGUAACUACAGUACAUUAUAGUAGUGUAGCGUAGCCUACCAGGGGAAAGAAGGCAGAGUCAACUAAGCCUGUACGGCGCCCACUUAGAUGUGGGGUAGAAGAGCUAACCAGUCAUGAUGUGGCCCAUCCAAACCCCAAUGUUGUUGGCUGGCUCUGGGCAACUCUGCAGCCUGUGUGUCCACUGGCAGUGUCUCACACACACAUGCACGGACACACACACACACUUUCUUUUUCCUGGGCUUCAGUCCCUUUCGCCACCACCGCCAUAGAGGGAGAAUUAGAGUAUUGGGCACGUUCUUGUUUGGAAGGAAUGUGUGUGUUUGGAAGCAGAGCUGGCAACUCUACCCAGAGGGUCGUUCUCAUGUGGCUACACCGAGGACACAGCUUGUUGACUUAGGCUGCUGUGGCCAUGCUCUGCGCUGUGCUCACAUUGAAGGUGGAAAAUGUUACAGAGCAUGUUGUUUUCCUUAUUCCGUGUAUAAUAAAAAAUAUGUAGCCUACUCAGCUCUCAGUUGUUCCAACUACUACAAUUAAUGGAAUAUACCAUCUUGUUUGGAGAAUAGGGGGCAUCUUAAGUUAUUAUGUUUGACACAAUUCGUGGCACCUUCCAUUCCUAUAUUUAAGUUAAAAGAUUGAAUCCUCACAAUCCAAUUAUAAUGUAAAGCUUCUAUUUUAAAAAAAUUAAAAUAGAAAACAGAAACUGUAGAAAAGAAUGCUGCUGACAAUUACAGGCCCACUGUUUGAUGAGAAUUCAAAGAAUGUCUGGAGAUUCACCCGGGUGUAACACCUUAAUGAGCAUGGCUUUAGUAGUCUAGCCAGUAGACACACACUGCAGAUUGGCACCUUUGAUCAUGCCUUUGAUCGCUUGCAGUGUCUGUCUGUCUCCAACAAUAUCACACUACCUGCUGCACAACUCUUUUGUUUCAGUUUUCUUUGAGUUCUCUUCUGGCUUACACUCUGUGUUGUAUUUCAUUUAGGUUUUGUCUCUCUUGAGUUCUCUCUUAGCUUAGGCUCACAGUUGCCGGUCUUUGGGUGUGUAGGGGUCAAAAUCAUCUGCUCUGCGGUGUUUUGUCUCCAGAAGACCAUUUUCCCAAGCUCUCACCUCGCACCAGUCCUCUGGGAGCAGCGAGGGAAUUAUAAAAAUCGGUUCUGCACAGGCGUGCGGAAUGGGAUGGGAUCGCGAACUCUGCUGGGAAUUCUCAGGCGGAACCCCAGAAAUGUGGGCGAAAACAGGAAGAGAAGGAGAAUUUGUCAGCGAGCUCAUCUGGGAGAGACUGUGGCUAGGAGGAGAAAACUGAUCCUGGACCAGAGAAUAAGUGAAGAAGUGCCAAUGCACUAUAUACACUGUUGAAGGGAUGUGCAGGACUAUAUGAGGUCUAAUGGAUCUGCUGUAGUGAGAACUAGCAGCAAGGGGUUUAUGUCAGUAGUGUUCUAGUUUCGAAGUAACACAACUCAUUUCAAGAGACAACAGUUCAUUGUAAAUAAAACUUGUUUUUCCAUCAGCUGUUUGAUCUUGGGUUAGAGUAUUGAAUAGCACAUUUCCUUUGUGGAGCCGUUUGGGUGUUCCAACAAUAGGUACAAGCAGUUUCUCACCCACUCUCAUUGUGGUUGAGGGCAGGGUGAAACCUAAUCUAGCUUCAUCAGGUGUGUGUGAGUUGCAUAUUUUCUUACCUGUUUCUGCAUAGCGUAUCCCUCACCUUGUGAAACCUGUAUCCACAGCCUCAGCUCCACACAGGAAACACAGCCAGGAGCACUUCCAUAACUUCCCAUGCUGCUUUUAUUUGGCAAGCCCUCUAGUUAAUGGCCUGACUUAAUCUGUCACUGGGUGAUUUAUUACAGCCCUAUGCACUUUGCACUUUUACUUACAUUAUAGCUUGAUGGAUUCACAGUGAAGCAUUGUGUUGCGCAAUACUUUCUGAUGGAUGUUGUGCACCUAGAAAAGACAACUCUUGAGUAGGUCUGAUGCAGUGAACACAAGAGCAGGCUUGGAUGAGCUAAUGCAGCGUCAGACAAAAGUUGUAGCUUUAUUAAGAAAGCACUGCAGGUUUGGAUGAGCUUAUGCAUGCCGAAGUUGUAGCUAGAUGUAUUUAGAAAGAAAGCUCGGAUCCACUAAAGAAUGCUAGAGUUGUAGCCGUAGGCUAUUCAGUAGAGCAAGCUUAGAUCAUUUAAUAUAGACCAGGAACUCAUUUCCCAGAGCCUUCGUAGCGUUAAGCUCAUCGUUAGAACCUUCUUACAAUGUAUCUUUAGUAGCCGAGCUGUUUCUCAGAGUCUUCGUUAGUAACGUGGCUCUUAAAAAUCUUUGCAGAUCUACACUCUUAGAAAGAAAGGGUUCCUAAAGGGUUCUUCAGUUGUCCCCAUAGGAAAACCCUUUUUGGUUCUACAUAGAACCCUCUGUAGAAAUGGUUCUACAUGGAACCUAAAAGGGUUGUAGCUGGAACCAAAAGGGUUCUUCAAAUGGUUAUUCUAUGGGGACAGAUGAUGAACCAAUCAAUCAAUCAAAUCAAUCAAAUGUAUUUAUAAAGCCCUUCUUACAUCAGCAGAUGUCACAAAGGGCUUGUACAGAAACCCAGCCUAAAACCCCAAAGAGCAAGCAAUGUAGAUGUAGAAGCACAAGGUUCUAGAUAGCAGCUUUUUUUCUAAGAGUGUAUCUGUCUGACUGCCGAUAACUUCAGAACUAAGUUGACUACAAAUACAAAGUUGUCAAAGUAUUUGCAAUCGUUACAAUAAAGGAUAAAAAAUGAUCAAAUGAAAACCGAGAUGACUGCAUUAAAAUAUACAGCACAUACAGUGAGGGAAAAAAGUAUUUGAUCCCCUGCUGAUUUUGUACGUUUGCCCACUGACAAAGAAAUAAUCAGUCUAUAAUUUUAAUGGUAGGUUUAUUUGAACAGUGAGAGACAGAAUAACAACAAAAAAAUGCAGAAAAACGCUCUAAUUUGUUCUAAAAAAUGUUCUAAAUUGAUUUGCAUUUUAAUGAGGGAAAUACGUAUUUGACCCCUCUGCAGAACAUGACUUAGUACUUGGUGGCAAAACCCUUGUUGGCAAUCAGAGAGGUCAGACGUUUCUUGUAGUUGGCCACCAGGUUUGCACACAUCUCAGGAGGGAUUUUGUCCCACUCCUCUUUGCAGAUCUUCUCGAAAUCAUUAAGGUUUCGAGGCUGACGUUUGGCAACUCGAACCUUCAGCUCCCUCCACAGAUUUUCUAUGGGAUUAAGGUCUGGAGACUGGCUAGGCCACUCCAGGACCUUAAUGUGCUUCUUCUUGAGCCACUCCUUUGUUGCCUUGGCUGUGUGUUUUGGGUCAUUGACAUGCAGGAAUACCCAUCCACGACCCAUUUUCAAUACCCUGGCUGAGGGAAGGAGGGUCUCACACAAGAUUUGACGGUACAUGGCCCCGUCCAUCGUCCCUUUGAUGCGGUGAAGUUGUCCUGUCCCCUUAGCAGAAAAACACCCCCAAAGCAUAAUGUUUCCACCUCCAUGUUUGACGGUGGGGAUGGUGUUCUUGGGGUCAUAGGCAGCAUUCCUCCUCCUCCAAACACGGCAAGUUGAGUUGAUGCCAAAGAGCUCGAUUUUGGUCUCAUCUGACCACAACACUUUCACCCAGUUCUCCUCUGAAUCAUUCAGAUGUUCAUUGGCAAACUUCAGACGGGCAUGUAUAUGUGCUUUCUUGAGCAGGGGGACCUUGCGGGCGCUACAGGAUUUCAGUCCUUCACGGCAUAGUGUGUUACCAAUUGUUUUCUUGGUGACUAUGGUCCCAGCUGCCUUGAGAUCAUUGACAAGAUCCUCCCGUGUAGUUCUGGGCUGAUUCCUCACUGUUCUCAUGAUCAUUGCAACUCCACGAGGUGAGAUCUUGCAUGGAGCCCCAGGCCAAGGGAGAUUGACAGUUAUUUUGUGUUUCUUCCAUUUGCGAAUAAUCGCACCAACUGUUGUCACCUUCUCACCAAGCUGCUUGGCGAUGGUCAUGCAGCCCAUUCCAGCCUUGUGUAGGUCUACAAUCUUGUCCCUGACAUCCUUGGAGAGCUCUUUGGUCUUGGCCAUGGUGGAGAGUUUGGAAUCUGAUUGAUUGAUUGCUUCUGUGGACAGGUGUCUUUUAUACAGGUAACAAGCUGAGAUUAGGAGCACUCCCUUUAAGAGUGUGCUCCUAAUCUCAGCUCGUUACCUGUAUAAAAGACACCUGGGAGCCAGAAAUCUUUCUGAUUGAGAGGGGGUCAAAUACUUAUUUCCCUCAUUCAAAUGCAAAUCAAUUUAUAACAUUGUUGACAUGCGCUUUUCUGGAUUUGUUUGUUGUUAUUCUGUCUCUCACUGUUCAAAUAAACCUACCAUUAAAAUUAUAAACUGAUCAUUUCUUUGUCAGUGGGCAAACGUACAAAAUCAGCAGGGGAUCAAAUACUUCACUGUAGGAUACAUGGGCCUAUAUAGGCUAUGUUCAAUCAAUUGAGUUCUAAUUUCAAAUCAAAUCAAAUUUAUUGGCCACAUACACAUGGUUAGCAGAUGUUAUUGCGAGUGUAGCGAAAUGCUUGUGCUUCUAGUUCCGACAGUGCAGCAAUAUCUAGCAAGUAAUAUCUAACAGUUCCACAACAAAUACCUAAUACACACAAAUCUAAGUAAAGGAAUGGAAUAAGAAUAUAUCAAUAUAUGUAUGAACAAUGUCAUUAUCAAAGUGGCAUAGGCGAAGAUGCAAUAGAUAGUAUAGAAUACAGUAUAUACAUAUGAGAUGGGUAAUGCAAGAUAUGUAAACAUUAUUAAGAUAGUAUAGAAUACAGUACAGUGGGGAGAACAAGUAUUUGAUACACUGCCGAUUUUGCAGGUUUUCCUACUUACAAAGCAUGUAGAGGUCUGUAAUUUUUAUCAUAUGUACACUUCAACUGUGAGAGACGGAAUCUAAAAAAUCCAAAAUCCAGAAAAUCACAUUGUAUGAUUUUUAAGUAAUUAAUUUGCAUUUUAUUGCAUUACAUAAGUAUUUGAUACAUCAGAAAAGCAGAACUUAAUAUUUGGUACAGAAACCUUUGUUUGCAAUUACAAAGAUCAUACGUUUCCUGUAGGUCUUGACCAGGUUUGCACACACUGCAGCAGGGAUUUUGGCCCACUCCUCCAUACAGCCUUCAGGUUUCGGGGCUGUCGCUGGGCAAUACGGACUUUCAGCUCCCUCCAAAGAUUUUCUAUUGGGUUCAGGUCUGGAGACUGGCUAGGCCACUCCAGGACCUUCAGAUGCUUCUUACGGAGCCACUCCUUAGUUGCCCUGCCUGUGUGUUUCGGGUCGUUGUCAUGCUGGAAGACCCAGCCACGACCCAUCUUCAAUGCUCUUACUGAGGGAAGGAGGUUGUUGGCCAAGAUCUCGCGAUACAUGGCCCCAUCCAUCCUCCCCUCAAUACGGUGCAGUCAUCCUGUACCCUUUGCAGAAAAGCAUCCCCAAAGAAUGAUGUUUCCACCUCCAUGCUUCACGGUUGGGAUGGUGUUCUUGGGGUUGUACUUAUCCUUAUUCUUCCUCCAAACACGGCGAGUGGAGUUUAGACCAAAAUGCUCUAUUUUUGUCUCAUCAGACCACAUGACCUUGUCCCAUUCCUCCUCUGGAUCAUCCAGAUGGUCAUUGGCAAACUUCAGACGGGCCUGGACAUGCGCUGGCUUGAGCAGGGGGACCUUGCGUGCGCUGCAGGAUUUUAAUCCAUGACGGCAUAAUGUGUUACUAAUGGUUUUCUUUGAGACUGUGGUCCCAGCUCUCUUCAGGUCAUUGACCAGGUCCUGCCGUGUAGUUCUGGGCUGAUCCCUCAUCUUCCUCAUGAUCAUUGAUGCCCCACGAGGUGAGAUCUUGCAUGGAGCACCAGACCGAGGGUGAUUGACCGUCAUCUUGAACUUCUUCCAUUUUCUAAUAAUUGCGCCAACAGUUGUUGCCUUCUCACCAAGCUGCUUGCCUAUUGUCCUGUAGCCCAUCCCAGCCUUGUGCAGGUCUACAAUUUUAUCCCUGAUGUCCUUACACAGCUCUCUGGUCUUGGCCAUUGUGGAGAGGUUGGAGUCUGUUUGAUUUAGUGUGUGGACAGGUGUCUUUUAUACAGGUAACGAGUUCAAACAGGUGCAGUUAAUACAGGUAAUGAGUGGAGAACAGGUGGGCUUCUUAAAGAAAAACGAACAGGUCUGUGAGAGCCGGAAUUCUUACUGGUUGGUAGGUGAUCAAAUACUUAUGUCAUGCAAUAAAAUGCAAAUUAAUUACUUAAAAAUCAUACAAUGUGAUUUUCUGGAUUCCAUCUCUCACAGUUGAAGUUUACCUAUGAUAAAAAUUACAGACCUCUACAUGCUUUGUAAGUAGGAAAACCUGCAAAAUCGGCAGUGUAUCAAAUACUUGUUCUCCCCACUGUAUAUACAUAGGAGAUGGGUAAUGCAAGAUAUGUAAACAUUAUUAAAGUGGCAUUAUUAAAGUGACUAGUGUUCCCUUUAUUAAAGUGGCCAGUGAUUUGCAAGUCUGUAUGUAGGCAGCAGCCUCUCUGUGCUAGUGAUGGCUGUUUAACAGUCUGAUGGCCUUGAGAUAGAAGCUAUUUUUCAGUCUCUCGGUCCCAGCUUUGAUGCACCUGUACUGUCCUCGCCUUCUGGAUGAUAGCGGGGUGAACAGGCAGUGGCUCGGGUGGUAGUUGUCCUUGAUUAUCUUUUUGGCCAUCCUGUGACAUCGGGUACUGUAGGUGUCCUGGAGGGCAGGUAGUUUGCCCCCGGUGAUGCGUUGUGCAGACCGCACCACCCUCUGGAGAGCCCUGCGGUUGUGGGCGGUGCAGUUGCCGUACCAGGCGGUGAUAGAGCCCGACAGGAUGCUCUCAAUUGUGCAUCUGUAAAAGUUUGUGAGGGUUUUAGGUGACAGGCCAAAUUUCUUCAGCCUCCUGAGGUUAAAGAGACGCUGUUGCGCCUUCUUCACCACACUGUCUGUGUGGGUGGACCAUUUCAGUUUGUCAGUGAUAUGUACGCAGAGGAAGUUAAAACUUUCCACCUUCUCCACUGCUGUCCCGUCGAUGUGGAUAGGGGUGUACUCCCUCUGCUGUUUCCUGAAGUCCACGAUCAUCAGCCCUGUAGGCUGUCUCAUCGUUGUUGGUAAUCAAGCCUACUACUGUUGUGUUGUCUGCAAACUUGAUGAUUGAGUUGGAGGCGUGCAUGGCUACGCAGUCAUGGGUGAACAGGGAGUACAGGAGGAGGCUGAGCACACACCCUUGUGGGGCCCCAGUGUUGACGAUCAGCGAAGUGGAGAUGUUGUUUCCUACCUUCACCACCUGGGGGCGGCCCAUCAGGAAGUCCAGGACCCAAAUGCACAGGGCAGGGUUGAGACUCAGGGCUUCAAGCUUGAUGAUGAGCUUGGAGGGUACUAUGGUGUUGAAUGCUGAGCUAUAGUCAAUGAACAGCAUUCUUACAUAGGUAUUCCUCUUGUCCAGAUGGGAUAGGGCAGUGUGCAGUGUGAUGGCGAUUGCAUCGUCUGUGGACCUAUUGGGGUGGUAUGCAAAUUGAAGUGGGUCUAGGGUGACAGGUAAGGGGGAGGUGAUAUGAUCCUUGACUAGCCUCUUGAAGCACUUCAUGAUGACAGAAGUGAGUGCUACGGGGCGAUAGUCAUUUAGUUCAGUUACCUUUGCAUUCUUGGGUACAGGAACAAUAUUGGCCAUCUUGAAGCAUGUGGGGACCAGAGCAUAUGAGCGGAGUGGAGCGGUGAGAAUCUCAGCUCCUCGCUCACGGAGCUGUUCACCCCUCCGCUCCCCCCGCUCAAAGCCACAUCAGGCCAGUCCGCUCAUUAUCGCUCAGCGCUCAACGCAGUUUGCAUCGCGCUCCACUCAAAUCGCCCCCCGCUCACGCCAAAAAAAGGAACAAAAUCUGCAUGUAUUUCACUUUUAGCUUAAACCACAGCCUUACUUUAUCUCCCCGAAUUUGUUGCAUACAGACUCAUCUCGGAUUAUCCAUUCUGUCUUGAAACGGGGAUCUAACACUGACGCUAAAAUGAGAUGUUAAUCAGUAUAGUAUAUUCCAUAGCGAAUUGACACGUUGUUUGCCAAUGUUUCUGCAAAAGCAGCGAUGCCCAUUGGAAGUGCAGCGUGAGUGUAAUCGGUGAGCAGGGAUUUGAUUUCUGUGACAGCAGGGAGGAUCAUCCCCAGGUUCCCCAGCUCCUUCUGCAUUUUGUCUGUGAGGUCUGCUAGUGGUGUCAGCACACUGACAAGGUGCGUCAGCUGCCGUACUUGAUUCAGGGUGAUGUUAGCAACAUUAGACUUGAGUUUGUUUUACCAUAACGGGUCUUUUUGGAACAACCGGAUGAACGACUGAAUCAUCCGCAGCUGGCUGCUCCAUCGAAUGGUACAGGCAUUUGUGGGGCGGACACCUAAUUGUUCGGUUUCCUCUGUGCUCUUGCGUACACUUUUCACCAGGUGCCCGACUUUCACUAACAGCCUAUUAAUGUUGUCGUGCUUGUUAACGGCGUUUUUGAUCGCCAGCUGAAGCAUGUGAAUGGGGCAUCUCAGAUGUAAAUUUGACAAAGUAAAGUACUGAUUUAUCAUAGUUUCUUGGGGGAGUGUAGCCCGGUUGAGCUGCGCUGGCGAAGUGUUGCAUCCCUUCGCAUUCUCCUUUACUCAGCGGUUCAUAGUCCAUGAAAAUCAUUUCAAAAAAUGCUACAUCCAGCUCUCUUUUUCUCUCCCUUGUUAUGGUUGGGCCUUUGCGUGCAGUGAAUAAACUUUUGAAUUCCUCAACCCUUUUCUCUUGUUGCUGCUGCUGCUCCUCUCGCUCUAUAAAAUACAAAUUCAUGGACGACACAAAUUAAAUUAAACAGAUGGAUUCUGGGUCAGGCUUGAGCAUGCUUCAGACUCGUGGUGUGAGCGAGCGAAAUUGGAGCGGGACAUAGGGCGACGCUCCGUCCUUUUAAAAAUGCCGCUCUGCGCUCUGUUCAAAAUCCGUCCGCUCACGCUCCACGCUCGCUCCCGCUCCACUCCGCUCAUAUGCUCUGGUGGGGACAGCACACUGGGCGUCCGUAAACACACCAGCCAUUGCGACGAGGCCCAGAGUUGUAGCUAGCUUUGGGAUUAGCUGGCAUUGGCUGUGGUGAAUGGAGCCAGGAGGGUAAUUGGUAGCAGAUUGGGAUGAGUGAGGAGAAGCACAUGCAGGAGUCUCUCCCUGCAAGGAGGAGGGGAAUACAGGCCUGGAGUGUGGAGGAGUGUGAUCCAUCGUUCCAGAUGGGUUGAAUAGGGAUCGUUUACUUCUCUGCUUCUCUCUCUCACCCAUUCAUCUUCCUCUCCUUCUCUUGUCUUCUCUUCCAUUCUCUUGCUAUUCUCAGUUGUGCUCUAUUCUCCCUUGUUCUGUUCCUCUUCUCACCUCUUCUCUUCUCCACUGCUCUCAAGGUUACUCUUUCCAUUAGGGAUGGGGGUUUGAAAUAAUUUCACUAUUCGAAUAGAAUCGAACAUUUUUGUCUGAUAUCUGGAUAUUCGAAAUAUAUAUAUAUUUUUUUACAUAGCUACGUUUUUAACCUGAGUUCUGCUGCACGAGGGAGAGGCUGGCACUCUAUUGCUGCAGCUGGCUGUGGUUAUAUUGGGUGGUGUGUGUAGCGAGCAGACGGACGGAGAGCCAAGACUAGCUAACUUGUAGCAGCCACAAUGUUAUUUAUCAUCCCAUAUAGCAUUACCUGUCUUGACUGGAGUACCCUAGAGAAGCUAGCUAGCUAGCUAAGCUAGCCAGCUAUAGCUAGCUAGCUAAGCUAGCCAGCUAUAGCUAGCUAGGCUAAAUGAGGCCAUAUGCUGGGCUUUCUCCCCAACCACAUUCAGAUAAAACAACAGCGUACCUGUUGGUUGCUCGUUGUAGCCUACUCCUUCUCAUUUUGCUAACUUUGAAUUCCGUAAUUUUAUUCCAUCUUGCAUUGCAUUAGUGAACUCUCACUUCAUUUGCUACACAUUGAGCCUCUUUGCCGCGUUGAUUGGCCAACAUAAACAACAAGCUACACGCCAAUCGGCUACCGGUCUUUUUUAUGGUGUGCACCGUGCACAUCAUAAAACUACAUUGAAAAGUUUGUUGUAUGAAAUUAAUCAUUUGAAAUGCCAUGGUAUAUCCUUGUAUGUAACAAUGUCACAUGGAUAUUUUAAUUUAAUUUAGAAAAAGCCUUUUCAGUGUUAAAAUAGGCCUAUAUUAGGGCUAAAAAAAAAAUCUUGCUAAAAAGAAUGCUCACACAAAAAUGCAAAUACUAACAUCUGUUCAGAUAUUCAAAUAUUCAAAUAACUGUACACAUCCCUACUUUCCAUACUUACGACCAAGGGGUAGAGUUGAGCCCAGUCCAACAACUCUCAACCCCUUUAAAAGUACGCACACUAGUUUCAUCUUCUUCUUCUUCUUAUUAUUUUCUCUGCUUAUCAGACUGCGGUGUAACUUCACCCUCUGCAUCUGGAGCCUGGUCUUUAAGCACAUUGUUAGCCUGCUAGCCGCACCAUUUACAGCGUCAGUGGGAUGUGGAAUGGGCUGCACUAGGAACAGAAGGGAAGCCCUUACUAUUAAAAGCCUGUUGCGGUUACCGGUCGGAUAACUGUGGGGUUUUCUGCCCAUUUACAAGCUCAGCUCUGACAGGUGGAGAGGAAUCAGGCCUUUUUCAUCAACCAUGGAACCUCCUUCUGUUUCCUUGUGGAGAGCAGAGCAGAGGAACUGUCCCAUUUGUCAACAGAGGUCUCUGUGUUCUGACAUUGGGAGUUUAUCUGCCUACACCAUGUUGAGGUGGAAUGGCGAGGGCACAGGAAGUAGUACCCUUAACCCACAUCCUGCCAUCCGUACUUCCUCUCUCUCUGUCUAAGUGUCUGUCAUCAAAAAACACAAGAACAAACAAGACAAUACAUGGCUUCUGAAAUGGCAUAGUGGUUAGUCUCUGAGGUUAUUGCUGUACAUCAUAAUUACUCUAUAUCCUGUGAGGUUGGCUAUUGGGGACCCAUUGUGGUAAUAUUUCAUUCAUUCUUACAUUUCUUUUGUGGGGUAGACACUAGACACCCUUGUCUUGGAAGGAACUACUUACAGUUGUAUACAAACCAUACAAUAACAAUGAAUGUCAUACUUGGGUGUAAAAAAUAUAUGACAAUACAUGUCAAGGUUGUUUUUUAGAUUGGAUUGAAACAUUGUAUUGUUGUGCUAUCCCCUUGAGUUCCCGUCUCAUUCUGUGGCUAACCUAGUUUUGUCUCUGUCUGCUGUCCAUCCUUUACCAACGGCUAACAAUGGAUGGAGAGGGGCAGGGGCGACAGGGCUGAGUAGAGGCACGCCAUGCUACGGGGAGUCUGGGAUGGUACAUGGGCAGUGGGGUGUGUGUGUUUGUGUGUGUAUCCUCUGGGUUCCCAUGGGUCGCCUGAUAGGGAUGUUUACUACAUCCAGUGAGGAAAUGCAGGGAUGGUUGGGGAGGGGGAGAUGGCAAGGGAGAGAGGGAGGGAGCAAGGGAGAGGGAAACGGGAUAAAAAGAGUGAGAGGGGGAAGGACAGGGAGAAAGAAAGAAGUCCAGAGGCCUGUUACACUUAUGGUCGACCUGCUUGGCUGCUAGCCAGACCCCUGCCAUGAAUCUCUGUCAGACUGAAGCAGGUCAAGUCAGCAUGUGAUCCGGUGAAAUCCCCAGCACAUCAUUUGAACCGGCACAUCGUGUCAUAUCUUGCCUGGGAUCCUGCAAGAUUCUGCAGGGCUGACAACAAAUUGGCUGAGCAUUACCUCUGGCAUACUCUUGAAUGUUAGGAGUAUUUCCUUCAGAGUAAAAAGAAAGACAUAUGAUUAGAAAUCCCUCUAUCCCUCCAUCCCUCCCUCUCUCUCCCACAUACAGCACCCCAAUCAUAUUGCUUUCCUACAGUGAGGGAAAGGGAGGGGAAGAAAGAAAGAAAAAAAUGUUUGCACAGUUCACUGUUCCGCAGAGAGCUUGCUAAAUGUGAAGUGGUGCGUAAAAUUGCAUGUGUUAAAGAAAGCCACAUCGUGUGAGGAUGAGAGAGAGAGAGAGAGAGAGAGAGAGAGAGAGAGAGAGAGAGAGAGAGAGAGAGAGAGAGAGAGAGAGAGAGAGAGAGAGAGAGAGAGAGAGAGAGAGAGAAUGGUGUUCCAGAAAAAGUACACCUACAAAGAGAUGAAUUUGGAGAAGAGUCCCCUAAGUAAGCUGGUCCUGGGGCUCUGUUCACAAACACAAACAGACCCCACAGAGCCCUAGGACAACAACAACAACACAAUUAGACCCAACCAAAUCAUGAGAAAACAAAAAGAGAAUUACUUGACACAUUGGAAAGAAUUAACAAAAAAUCAGAGCAAACUAGAAUGCUAUUUGGCUCUAAACAGAGAGUACACAGUGGCAGAAUACCUGACCACUGUGACUGACCCAAACUUAAGGAAAGCUUUGACUAUGUACAGACUCAGUGAGCAUAGCCUUGCUAAUGAGAAAGGCCGCCGUAGGCAGACCUGGCUCUUAAGAGAAGACAGGUUAUGUGCACACUGCCCACAAAAUGUGGUGGAAACUGAGCUGCACUUUCUAACCUCCUGCCAAAUGUAUGACCAUGUUAGAGACAUAUAUUUCCCUCAGAUUACAGAGAUCCACAAAGAAUUUGAAAACAAAACUCCCUUAUCUACUGGGUAAAAAACCACAGUGUGCCAUCACAGCAGCAAGAUUUGUGACCUGUUGCCACAAGAAAAGGGCAACCAGUGACGAACAAACACCAUUGUAAAUACAACCCAUAUUUAUGUUUAUUUAUUUUCCCAUUUGUACUUUAACUAUUUGCACAUUGUUACAACACUGUAUAUAUACAUACUAUGACAUUUUAAAUGUCUUUAUUCUUUUGGAAUUUCUGAGUGUAAUGUUUACUGUUAAUAUUUAUUGUUUAUUUCACUUUUGUUUCCUAUCUACUUCACUUGCUUUGGCAAUGUUAACAUACAUUUCCCAUGCCAAUAAAGCCCUUAAAUUGAAAUUGAAUUGCGAGAGAGAGAGAGAGAGAGAGAGAGAAAAAUAAAUAUAUAUAUAAUCGGAGCCUCUUGCACUGCAAUUCUCUUCUGCAGUUUUGAGCAGCUCUCUCCAUCUUGCUCUGCUGCUCUGCUACUGUAGUCUUUCUCCUUGGGGCAGCAAUUAGAGUUAAACCACUAUAGUGAAUCAUCAUCCAGGACAGUCCCUCUUUGGUGUAGCAGCCCUUCUGGCUAGCUGGGAUAUCUGGGGCCUUGUCCUUUUUAGGUAUGUGGAAAUGACUGAGCGCUCCCCUAUUCUGGAGGCUCCCAGAGAAGAGAGGUGAUGUCAUGGCGUUAGUUAUUCCUGCGGGACAGGACGGUCAGUAGGAUUAAAUCUUAAUUAGCAGCAGCUGUGAGGAGCACGAGGGAGGCCUCCAGAGCUCUAAGAAACUGGCACAUGCAGCUAACACUGACAACACUACUCACAAUAGCAAGACUUAUCACUGGCAAUACUACUGACAACUCCACUGACAACUUCAAGACUUCACACUGACAACAGAACUGACAACAGCAAGACUCAACACUGACAACAGAACUGACAACAGCAAGACUCUACACUGACAACAGAACUGACAACAGUGAGACUGAACACUAACAACAGAACUUACAACAGCAAGACUUAAUACUGACAACAGAACUGACAACAGCAAGACUCAACACAGGACCUCAGCACUGACAACCCCCAAUGACAACACAGGACCUCAGCACUGACAACCCCCAAUGACGACACAGGACCUCAGCACUGACACUGAACAUUCCUUCAGGAACCUUCUAGAUAAUUUCACUGACAUCACCAGGCCUCAUCACAUCAAGUCAUAAAUGCUGAUUCCACAACAAUAAACACACCACUCAUACUGGCACUGACAAAAUCACUGACAAGCCCAUGCCUAACUCACUGUGAGGCGCCGGGAGGUGCCGUGAGGCAACAGGAAUGCAGACUCGUAUUUAGUCACAGUUGACUUGAAAAUCAGGAAUCUGAAGUUGACAGUGGAGAGUCUCAGUUGUCCUAUUGUUGUGGAAUGUCAUGAUACCUCCUCUUUACUAUUAUUGACUGUUUCCUCAACCUGGCUGUGUGUAUCCUGGGUUUUAUUCAUUAGGCAUGACACUGAAGCAAACGGGCCGAAACCGGCAGGUACUAUCUGAAAUGUUGUGCACUAGUAAACAUGACCCGGUUUUGUUAGAGUCCCAUGUAAAGCAGGACAGGUUCCUCUGUGAAAGGCUGUCCAGGCCAUCAGUGGUUUAGCUAGUCCGUGUGCUGCUGAUAUUGUCCACAUUGCUCAGGCAGGUCAGGCCCAGUGGUGUGAUUUGUGUAGGUUACAGCAGUGUUUGUCUGCAGCUCUUUGUGGAACAGAGAUGUACAACAUCAGUGCAGAUGGUCACAGUCCCCCAUCUCUUCCUUGAACACAUCCUAUGCUCCCCUUCUCUUCCCUCUCUUUUUUACACACAUGAACCAGUGAAUAUAUCACCCGCUCAUACAACACUCAAACAUGUUUUUUUCUUCCACACUCACUUUAAUACAUCACGCACAAACACACAUACAGUUGAAGUCUGAAGUUUACAUACACCUUAGCCAAAUACAUUUAAACUCAGUUUUUAACAAUUCCUGACAUUUAAUCCUGGUAAAAAUUCCCUGUCUUAGGUCAGUUAGGAUCACCACUUUAUUUUAAGAAUGUGAAAUGUCAGAAUAAUAGUAGAGAGUGAUUUUUUUCAGCUUUUCUUUCUUUCAUCACAUUCCCAGUGGGUCAGAAGUUUACAUACACUCAAUUAGUAUUUGGUAGUAUUGCCUUUAAAUUGUUUAACUUGGGUCAAACGUUUCGGGUAGCCUUCCACAAGCUUCCCACAAUAAGUUGGGUGAAUUUUGGGCCAUUCCUCCUGACAGAGCUGGUGUAACUGAGUCAGGUUUGUAGGCCUCCUUGCUCGCACACGCUUUUUCAGUUCUGCCCACAAAUUUUCUAUAGGAUUGAGGUCAGGGCUUUGUGAUGGCCACUCCAAUCCCUUGACUUUGUUGUCCUUAAGCCAUUUUGCCACAACUUUGGAAGUGUGCUUGGGGUCAUUGUCCAUUUGGAAGACCCAUUUGCAACCAAGCUUUAACUUCCUGACUGAUGUCUUGAGAUGUUUCUUUAAUAUAUUCACAUAAUUUUCCUUCCUCAUGAUACCAUCUAUUUUGUGAAGUGCACCAGUCCCUCCUGCAGCAAAGCAUCCCCACAGCAUGAUGCUGCCACCCCCGUGCUUCACGGUUGGGAUGGUGUUCUUGGAUUUGCAAGCUAUCCCCUUUUUCCUCCAAACAUAACGAUGGUCAUUAUGGCCAAACAGUUCUAUUUUUGUUUCAUCAGACCAAAAUACAUUUCUCCAAAAGGUACGAUCUUUGUCCCCAUGUGCAGUUGCAAACCGUAGUCUGGCUUUUUUAUGGCGGUUUUGGAGCAGUGGCUUCUUCCUUGCUGAGCAGCCUUUCAGGCUUGAUGUUGAUAUAGAACUCAUUUUACUGUGGAUAUACAGUGGGGAGAACAAGUAUUUGAUACACUGCCGAUUUUGCAGGUUUUCCUACUUACAAAGCAUGUAGAGGUCUGUAAGUUUUAUCAUAGGUACACUUCAACUGUGAGAGAAAAUCACAUUGUAUGAUUUUUAAGUAAUUAAUUUGCAUUUUACUGCAUGACAUAAGUAUUUGAUACAUCAGAAAAGCAGAACUUAAUAUUUGGUACAGAAACCUUUGUUUGCAAUUACAGAGAUCAUACGUUUCCUGUAGGUCUUGACCAGGUUUGCACACACUGCAGCAGGGAUUUUGGCCCACUCCUCCAUACAGACCUUCUCCAGAUCCUUCAGGUUUCGGGGCUGUCGCUGGGCAAUACGGACUUUCAGCUCCCUCCAAAGAUUUUCUAUUGGGUUCAGGUCUGGAGACUGGCUAGGCCACUCCAGGACCUUGAGAUGCUUCUUACGGAGCCACUCCUUAGUUGCCCUGGCUGUGUGUUUCGGGUCGUUGUCAUGCUGGAAGACCCAGCCCCGACCCACCUUCAAUGCUCUUACUGAGGGAAGGAGGUUGUUGGCCAAGAUCUUGCGAUACAUGGCCCCAUCCAUCCUCCCCUCAACAUGGUGCAGUCGUCCUGUCCCCUUUGCAGAAAAGCAUCCCCAAAGAAUGAUGUUUCCACCUCCAUGCUUCACGGUUGGGAUGGUGUUCUUGGGGUUGUACUCAUCCUUCUUCUUCCUCCAAACACGGCAAGUGGAGUUUAGACCAAAAAACUCUAUUUUUGUCUCAUCAGACCACAUGACCUUCUCCUAUUCCUCCUCUGGAUCAUCCAGAUGGUCAUUGGCAAACUUCAGACGGGACAUGCGCUGGCUUGAGCAGGGGGACCUUGCGUGCGCUGCAGGAUUUUAAUCCAUGACGGCGUAGUGUGUUACUAAUGGUUUUCUUUGAGACUGUGGUCCCAGCUCUCUUCAGGUCAUUGACCAGGUCCUGCCGUGUAGUUCUGGGCUGAUCCCUCACCUUCCUCAUGAUCAUUGAUGCCCCACAAGGUGAGAUCUUGCAUGGAGCCCCAGACCGAGGGUGAUUGACCGUCAUCUUGAACUUCUUCCAUUUUCUAAUAAUUGCGCCAACAGUUGUUGCCUUCUCACCAAGCUGCUUGCCUAUUGUCCUGUAGCCCAUCCCAGCCUUGUGCAGGUCUACAAUUUUAUCCCUGAUGUCCUUACACAGCUCUCUGGUCUUGGCCAUGGUGGAGAGGUUGGAGUCUGUUUGAUUGAGUGUGUGGACAGGUGUCUUUUAUACAGGUAACGAGUUCAAACAGGUGCAGUUAAUACAGGUAAUGAGUGGAGAACAUGAGGGCUUCUUAAAGAAAAACUAACAGGUCUGUGAGAGCUGGAAUUCUUACUGGUUGGUAGGUGAUCAAAUACUUAUGUCAUGCAAUAAAAUGCAAAUUAAUUACUUAAAAAUCAUACAAUGUGAUUUUUACAGACCUCUACAUGCUUUGUAAGUAGGAAAAUCGGCAGUGUAUCAAAUACUUGUUCUCCCCACUGUAUAUAAUUUUGUACCUGUUUCCUCCAGCAUCUUCACAAGGUCCUUUGCUGUUGUUCUGGGAUUGAUUUGCACUUUUCGCACCAAAGUACGUUCAUCUCUAGGAGACAGAACGCGUCUACUUCCUAAGCGGUAUGACGGCUGCGUGGUCCCAUGGUGUUUAUAGCUGCGUACUAUUGUUUGUACAGAUGAACGUGGUACCUUCAGGCGUUUUGGAAAUUGCUCCUAAGGACGAACCAGACUUGUGGAGGUCUACACAUUUUUGGCUGAUUUCUUUUGAUUUUCCCAUGAUGUCAAGCAAAGAGGCACUGAGUUUGAAGGUAGGCCUUGAAAUACAUCCACAGGUACACCUCCAAUUGACUCAAAUGAUGUCAGUUAGCCUAUCAGAAGCUUCUAAAGCCAUGACAUCAUUUCCUGGAAUUUCCCAAGAUGUUUAAAGGCACAGUCAACUUAGUGUAUGUAAACUUCUGACCCACUGGAAUUGUGAUACAGUGAAUUAUAAGUGAAAUAAUCUGUCUGUAAACAAUUGUCUGGAAAAAUUACUUGUGUCAUGCACAAAGUAGAUGUCCUAACCGACUUGCCAAAACUAUAGUUUGUUAACUAGAAAUUUGUGGAGUGGUUGAAAAACGAGUUUUAAUGACUCCAACCCAAGUGUAUGUAAACUUCCGACUUCAACUGUACAUACUAAAUGCAUGUUACCUGUGACCUUACGUCCCUAUAUUAACCUUCACAUACCAUCUUCCCUGUCUUACAGUGAGUCCAACCCCCUGCAGUUUCCUACUAGGCUCACUCCUGUGUUGUUUAUGUAACUGUAGCUGCGUCCAGACACCCAGUGACCAUCCAUCCACUGAUAGGAAUCUCCUGCUGUCCUGUUGGAUUUGUUAUGCAACUGAUGGGUCCUGAUACCCUGCUGCUGACCCUCUCUCUCUCUCUCUCUCUCUCUCUCUCUCUCUCUCUCUCCUCUCUCUCUCUCUCUCUCUCUCUCUCUCUCUCAAUUCAAUUCAAUUUCAAUUUAAGGGCUUUAUUGGCAUGGGAAACAUGUGUUAACAUUGCCAAAGCAAGUGAAGUAGAUAGUAAACAAAAGUGAAAUAAACAAUAAAUAUUAACAGUAAACAUUACACUCAGAAGUUUCAAAAGAAUAAAGACAUUUCAAAUGUCAUAUUAUGUAUAUAUACAGUGUUGUAACAAUGUGCAAAUAGUUAAAGUACAAAUGGGAAAAUAAAUAAACAUAAAUAUGGGUUGUAUUUACUCUCUCGCUCUCUCUCGCUCUCUCUCCCCUCUCUCGCUCCAAUGGAUUUAGUUACUCCAGUAACAGGCCGGGCACCAAUACAACUGCCUGGCAACACUGUCAGAUUUACAGCAUUACUAGGUAUGGAUUCACUGCCUGUCACGUUCAGAGUGAAGGGGGGUUUCAUAUGGAGCUGCCUGCUAGUGCCAGGUUUGAUGACUCAUUCAGAAACCUGGAGCCUGUAAUGGUCAACGUCAGUUACACUCAACAUUCAACUCAACAAUAAAGUGUUCCUCAGGGCCCAUGGAACAAGUUCAACUGUAGGGAAUACUGUGUUUUAGUGAGCCAAUCAGCAUUCCAUCACAGAACUCAUAGAACAGCAGUUUGUGUUCUCACCCUGGGGCUCCAAACAAUGAAUGAGAGCUGAAACCCUCAACGUUUUGUCACAGUGUAACGCUAUACUCAUAAUAUUCUUCACAAUAUCCACUUUCCUUCCCUCUUUCCUCUCUCCCUCCAUUUGCUGUCUCCUUUCCUUCCCCCCUGUUCUCCUCCUCUGUGAUGCUCACCCCCCUCUUGCUGACCCAUGUAAAACUACACUUCAUUUUUCUGAGGCUACAUACAUUCUUCUUAUGUUCCCUCCCCCACCCCCUUCCACUGGAUUUCUGUUCUGAAUUUUUUCCUGUUUGGUUUCAGUAGAGAAAGAAGAGGUAGAGAGAGAAGAGAGGGAAGGGGGGGGGGGGGAAUGUUGAUGUUUCCCCUCAAACAUGUGACCGGCGCUUCGCUCACAGCUGAAAAUAAUUUGGGCCUGCAAGCUCCCAGGCGAGGGGCUGAAACAAACCUCCUCCUCUCUCUCUGGGGGCUAGCCCAGUACUGCUCCAACAGAUAGCAGAGUGGGAGAAAGGCAGGAGAGAGGGAGGGAGGAGUAGAGAGAGAAAAAGAAACUGAAACAGAGACAUACAGAUUAACCUCUUACCGUAACCAAGUGCAUUUUAUCAACCAAAAGCAUAAUUUCUCCAUAGUGUCAAGUUAUAAUUACACACUUAAGUGAAAAAAAAAACCUGAGCUGUGCAGUUUCAAAACGCCGGACAGACCCACUGGGCCAAUUACACAGUUGACUCAGCCAAGGAAUAAUUCAGCUGGUUAACAACUUUUACGUAAUUCAGCCAAAUUGUGGCAGGUUUUCUUCAGCUGUUUUGGGGACAGCAAUGUGUGGAAUUUGAGCCGACUGGGGAGGCAAUCCCUGCAUACUGAGGGUUGGGGUGAGGGAUGGCAGCAGGGUUAGCUGAUGCGUAUUUAUUGGUGGUUGAGGGAGCGUUUAUUGGAGUGGGCAGUGCUCAGGAAAUGUUUAACGGCCCAUGGCUGCCUUGAAGCCCUCUAGCACAUCUGGUCACACACACGCACACACACACACGCACAUUCCCCUAUCUGUUGGGUCUGGACGCUGUUUUUCCAGCUACGUGUGUGUGUGACAUGCGUGUGUGUCUGUCCGUCCAGCUGUCUGUCUGUCCGCCCGCCUGCCUGUCUCUGUCUGUCUGUCCGUCUGAUGUGAGUAAUCAAUCAAUCAAUCAAUCAAUCAAAUGUAUUUAUAAAGCCCUUUUUACAUCAGCAGAUGUCACAAAGUGCUAUACAGAAACCCAGCCUAAAACCCCAAACAGCAAGCAAUGCAGAUUUAGAAACACUAACUGAUAACAGGCGUUUGCCCAGACUCGUCCUCUGCCAUGUUAAUACCUGGGCCAAAUCAGGGGCCGAGACCUGGGGCAAAACUCAAGCCAGGUCGCUUGAUCAGCGUUUAUGGGCCUGGUUGUUGAGUGCUCGUCUAGGCCGGGUCCCAAAUAGCACCCUAUUCGUAGUUCCCUAUGUAUUGCACAAAUUUUGACCAGAACCCUAAGGGUAAGUCUCUAAGAGCUUUGUACACCUGGAUUGUACAACAUUUGAAAGUUAUUAUUUAAAAAUAUAUAGAAGCUCACAUUAUAAGCAGCAAUGCGCACACGGCAGUAGCCUAUAAGCGCGAAUGUUCUAAAAUGCAAUUAAUUAGCGGGAAAACACUAUUCUCAAAAGUGACCGCAAAUGCGAUUAUGCAUGUAAUGCUUUUAUUAUAAAGGUGCAUUUUUGGGGUGAAAAUUAUCUGCCCCAAACUUCAAACUCACGCGCUGCGUAAGUAUACCAGUUAGGCUCUACAACCGUUGUAAAGCGGAUGAAUUAGUUGUGAUACAAACCUUAUCAAAACAUAUACAGUGGGGAGAACAAGUAUUUGAUACACUGCCGAUUUUGCAGGUUUUCCUACUUACAAAGCAUGUAGAGGUCAAAAAUCCAGAAAAUCACAUUGUAUGAUUUUUAAGCAAUUAAUUUGCAUUUUAUUGCAUGACAUAAGUAUUUGAUACAUCAGAAAAGCAGAACUUAAUAUUUGGUACAGAAACCUUUGUUUGCAAUUACAGAGAUCAUAUGUUUCCUGUAGGUCUUGACCAGGUUUGCACACACUGCAGCAGGGAUUUUGGCCCACUCCUCCAUACAGACCUUCUCCAGAUCCUUCAGGUUUCGGGGCUGUCGCUGGGCAAUACGGACUUUCAGCUCCCUCCAAAGAUUUUCUAUUGGGUUCAGGUCUGGAGACUCGCUAGGCCACUCCAGGACCUUGAGAUGCUUCUUACGGAGCCACUCCUUAGUUGCCCUGGCUGUGUGUUUCGGGUCGUUGUCAUGCUGGAAGACCCGGCCACGACCCAUCUUCAAUGCUCUUACUGAGGGAAGGAGGUUGUUGGCCAAGAUCUUGCGAUACAUGGCCCCAUCCAUCCUCCCCUCAAUACGGUGCAGUCGUCCUGUCCCCUUUGCAGAAAAGCAUCCCCAAAGAAUGAUGUUUCCACCUCCAUGCUUCACGGUUGGGAUGGUGUUCUUGGGGUUGUACUCAUCCUUCUUCUUCCUCCAAACACGGCAAGUGGAGUUUAGACCAAAAAACUCUAUUUUUGUCUCAUCAGACCACAUGACCUUCUCCCAUUCCUCCUCUGGAUCAUCCAGAUGGUCAUUGGCAAACUUCAGACGGGCCUGGACAUGCGCUGGCUUGAGCAGGGGGACCUUGCGUGCGCUGCAGGAUUUUAAUCCAUGACGGCGUAGUGUGUUACUAAUGGUUUUCUUUGAGACUGUGGUCCCAGCUCUCUUCAGGUCAUUGACCAGGUCCUGCCGUGUAGUUCUGGGCUGAUCCCUCACCUUCCUCAUGAUCAUUGAUGCCCCACGAGGUGAGAUCUUGCAUGGAGCCCCAGACCGAGGGUGAUUGACCGUCAUCUUGAACUUCUUCCAUUUUCUAAUAAUUGCGCCAACAGUUGUUGCCUUCUCACCAAGCUGCUUGCCUAUUGUCCUGUAGCCCAUCCCAGCCUUGUGCAGGUCUACAAUUUUAUCCCUGAUGUCCUUACACAGCUCUCUGGUCUUGGCCAUUGUGGAGAGGUUGGAGUCUGUUUGAUUGAGUGUGUGGACAGGUGUCUUUUAUACAGGUAACGAGUUCAAACAGGUGCAGUUAAUACAGGUAAUGAGUGGAGAACAGGAGGGCUUCUUAAAGAAAAACAAACAGGUCUGUGAGAGCCGGAACUCUUACUGGUUGGUAGGUGAUCAAAUACUUAUGUCAUGCAAUAAAAUGCAAAUUAAUUACUUAAAAAUCAUACAAUGUGAUUUUCUGGAUUUUUGUUUUAGAUUCCGUCUCUCACAGUUGAAGUGUACCUAUGAUAAAAAUUACAGACCUCUACAUGCUUUGUAAGUAGGAAAACCUGCAAAAUCGGCAGUGUAUCAAAUACUUGUUCUCCUCACUGUAGGCCUAUGGGAUAGGCUACAUGAGGCAUGCACUGUUUCUUGCCUUACUGCACACAAGCUGGGAAUCAUUCACAAGUGCAAAUAUAUAAUUCACAAGUGAUGGGCCCCGUGUAGCUCUGCUGGUAGAGCAUGGCGCUUGCAACGCCAGGGUUGUGGGUUCGAUUCCCACAGGGGGGGGCAGUAUGAAAAUGUAUGCACUCACUAACUGUAAGUCGCUCUGGAUAAGAGUGUCUGCUAAAUGACUAAAAUGUUAAAUGUAAUAGGCUAAUAUUGUCACCCAUCAGAUUGAUUUAAUCUUGUUUGUUUUGAUUUAGAAUGGACCAUUAUCAUGAACCGGUCUCGAAACAGGGGCAGGAGAAAAAAAAUCAUGUAAUCUAUGCACUUAAGUAGCGAAUGGAGGACACUUUUCCGUGGUUAAUUUUCAUGCCAGCCAGGUAGGAUAUACUCCUGUUGUAAAGAGAAGCAAUGCGCUUAAUAUUAGGAAAGUUGAGAAAUAAACAUAGUAGGCCUAGCCUAUAGAAAGCUAAUGGGAUCCUCCUCUUUUUAAUAGAGGCCAUCACUUUGUUUUCUCAUGCACAUAGAAAUGUUAGCCUAUCGAAAUGUUGCGCAACAUGAGCUCAUGGGCUCUCAUGAAGUGUUUGAUUCGAUUUUUAAUUACAUUUUCAUUGAUGUCAGAGUGAUGCGAGGGACAAUAGAGUGCUGAGUACCAGGCAGUUAGCAAGUUUGGUAGGCUACUAAUGACCAUCAGCAGCAUCAGAACUUGGAGAAGCCUAAUUAGCCUAAUUUGACUGCCGUCAUGACUAGUGACCGCUGAUGUGGCGAUAAAACGGUCACCGUAACAGCCCUAACCUGGUUGAGCCUUGACUAGAAUACAGUAUAUAUUGUAAAUAUGAAGUGGGUAAAACAGUAUGUAAACCAGUGGAGGCUCCUCAGAGGAGGAAAGGGAGGACCAUCCUCCUCAGUGAAUUUCAUAAAAAUGUAAAACAUUAAAAAAGUCAUCAUUUUUAGAUAAAACUAUACUAAAUAAACUGUCACCAAAUAAUUGAUUAAAACACACUAUUUUGCAAAGGUCUACAGUAGCCUCAACAGCACUCUGUAGGGUAGCACCAUGGUGUAGCCGGAGGACAGCUAGCUUCAGUCCUCCUCUGAGUACAUUGACUUCAAUACAAAACCUAGGAGGCUCAUGGUUCUCACCCCCUUACAUAGAUUUACACAGUAAUUAUUACAACUUCCGGAGGACGUCCUCCAACCUAUCAGAGCUCUUGCAGCAUGAACUGACAUGUUGUCCACCCAAUCAAAGGAUCAGAGAAAUAAUCUAGUACUGAAAGCAUAAACUACAGCUAGCUAGCACUGCAUAAAAUGUGGUGAGUAGUUGACUCAAAGAGAGAGAAAGAAAAUUGUUGAACAGUUUUGAACAAAUUAAUUUAUUCCUAAAUGAAGGAGAAGCAAGAGAGAGAUUUCAUAAUUUCUUUUCACUUUCAGUUUCACUUCGCUAGCAAAUGCAGCUAGUUAGUUUAGCCUACUGAAACACCCUGCUCAAACAGAGGGAUGCUAUGUUAGCUAGCUGGCAAUGACUAUCCAACACAACACUGGAUCUCUUCCAACUAAGUCAAGGUAAGCUUUUGGUUUUACUAAUGUAUUGCCACCGGGCCCGCAGGUGUAUCGUUACUGCAUGAUUUAGCGGGUUUACUAACGCGUUAGUUCUAUUAGCUAUGCUGACUAUGACGUUACUUUAGCUAAUAUGGUGACAACGAUGUAGGCUGUGUGUAGUGGUUUGGCUUGGAAAGGUUUUUUCGCCUGGUCACAUACUGUACAGCUGAUGUGUUGUGCAUUGAAGUCCACAAGCGAAGGGAAGAGGUGUCUUUUUCUUCUUUCUCUUCUUCGAUGAGGUUUAACGGCGGUUGGCAUCCAAUAAACCUCCACCUACUAGACUGGAGUACAAUUCCCUUAUACUUAGCUUGAGAAUAUAAAUAAAUAAACAAAUACUCUACCAUCUAACACUACACUCACAAAAUAAUAAUAGUAAUAAUAAUAAUAACACCACCCUACACUAUUUAAAUAUAUUUAGUCCUACCUCAGGCCAACAACCUGAAAGGAUGGGACACCACCACUUAACACACCCUGUAACUCUUCUGAUGUCAAAGCACACCCAAAAAUGCAUUACAACCUGUAAUUUAAAUUUAUUUUUAUUUUGAUUUCAUGUAAUGGACAUACACAAAAUAGUCCAAAUUGGUGAAGUGAAAUUCAAAAAAUAACUAAAAAAUAAAUAACGGAAAAGUGGUGCGUGCAUAUGUAUUCACGCCCUUUGCUAUGAAGCCCCUAAAUAAGAUCUGGUGCAACCAAUUACAGUUAUUAUAGUUAAAUAAAGUCCACCUGUAAGCAAUCUAAGUGUCACAUGAUCUCGGUAUAUAUACACCUGUUCUGAAAGGCCCCAGAGUCUUUAACACCACUAAGCCAGGGGCACCACCAAACAAGCAGCACCAUGAAGACCAAGGAGCUCGUCAAACAGGUCAGGGACAAAGUUGUGGAGAAGUACAGAUCAGGGUUGGGUUAUAAAAAACGCUAUGUCUGGCGCAAACCCAACACCUCUCAUCACCCCGGGAACACCAUCCCCACAGUGAAGCAUGGUGGUGGCAGCAUCAUGCUGUGGGGAUGUUUUUCAUGGGCAGGGACUGGGAAACUGGUCAGAAUUGAAGGAAUGAUGGAUGGCACUAAAUACAAGGAAAUUCUUGAGGGAAACCUAUUUCAGUCUUCCAGAGAUUUGAGACUGGGACGUAGGUUCACCUUCCAGCAGAACAAUGACCCUAAGGAUACUGCUAAAGCAACACUUGAGUGGUUAAAGGGGAAACAUUUACAUGUAUUUGAAUGGCCUAGUCAAAGCACAGACCUUAAUCCAAUUGAGAAUCUGUGGUAUGACUUAAAGAUUGUACACCAGCGGAACCCAUCCAACUUGAAAGAGCUGGAGCAGUUUUGCCUUGAAGAAUGGGCAAAAAUCCCAGUGGCUAGAUGUGCCAAGCUUAUAGAGACAUACCCCAAGAGACUUGCAUCUGUAAUUGCUGCAAAAGGUGACUCUACAAAGUAUUGACUUUGGGGGGGUCAAGUUUUCUGUUAUUUUUUUGUCUUAUUUCUUGUUUGUUUCACAAUAAAACAUAUUUUGCAUCUUCAAAGUGGUAGGCAUGUUGUGUAAAUCAAAUGAUACAAACCCUAAAAAAAUCCAUUUUAAUUCCAGGUUGUAAGGCAACAAAAUAGGAAAAAUGCCAAGGGGGAUGAAUACUUUCACAAGCCUCUGUGCCACUACUUUCCCCAAUGCUACACAUUCCUUUGUCUCAUGCCCUUCUGCACACUUCUAACACCUAGGAACCUCCCUCCUCCACACUGCUGCCACAUGCCCAUAAGCUUGACACUUGUAACAAUGUAAUGUAUUCGGCACAAAAGCUUAUCCUAACAUCACUUUGUUGGGCAAAGACUCAACAUCAAAAGAACAGACAAUGACUCUUCUGUUUCACCACUCAUGCCACCCUGUCUGCGUCGCACCAAACGACAAGCAUCACAAACACUGGGAAUCUUUCCCCCCCCUUUUUUUUUUGUCAUUUAGCAGACACUCUUAUCCAGAGCGACUUACAGUUAGUGAGUGCAUACAUUACAUGUUUUUUUUAUUGUUUUUUUUUAUACUGGCCCCCCGUGGGAAACGAACCCACAACCCUGGCGUCGCAAACGCCAUGCUCUACCAACUGAACUACAUCCCUGCCGGCCAUUCCCUCCCCUACCCUGGACGAAUUGUGCGCCGCCCCAUGGGUCUCCCGGUCACGGUCGGCUAUGACAGAGCCUGGAUUCGAACCAGGAUCUCUAGUGGCACAGCUAGCACUGCGCCACUCGGGAGUUCCCCUUCAGUUGGCCAACUUUUACAUUUACUGCUACCACAGUAAUCACUCCUUUCAAUGGCACCCUUUUCUUGAGGGAAAAACUAUUCACAUCUCUUGCCCCCAUUCGUUUAAUGCGGAGCACCUGCUCCCUCUGACCAGCAGAAACACAAACAAUUAUCACAAGACCACUUCUGGUUACCCUCACCGAUUCCACAGCACCCAGCUCUGUUUUCACCCACCCAGAAACCACAAAUGGAUCAGCCAAAAGGCAAGGUUCCACUUUUUCCAAAAACUUCACUCCUACUGUCACAGACUCAUCUUUAUCCUGACCCUCGGUGCAAGCCUCGGGCUCCGAGAACUUCACCACACCUACCACCUCCGAUACUUCGCCCUCAUUCACGUCCAUUUCUCCUCCUGUCUUCAGCUCACUCUGUUUACACUUUCUACCAUUCUUCUUUAACAAACCAUCUCCGCUCACCCUCUUCCUCCCUCUCUCUCUUAGACCCCCUCUGCCUCUCUUUUUCCCUCCAUUCCUCCUCCGUAUUACAAGUAUACGUGUCCUUAGUGUCCUUAUGAUAAUACUGCACUUCUCCUCACAUACAUCUUGUUCUUGCCUUCUCAAGGGAUGCCAUUUAACCGGCUCGCCCCCUAUCAACGUCCAGUGUCACAACCUUCCUUUUCGCAUGCGGUUUCUCCAAAAAUCGGCAAGGGAAGAGGUGAAAGGAGGAGAGUGCAUAAUGUAGAUGCGAGAAGGAAUACAACAUGGCUGCUAUGAAACUGUGAACUGUGGUUACAGGUGAUCAGGGGUGUAUUCAUUCCGCCGAUUCUGUUGAAAAAAUGUUCUUAAACACAAGCAAACGGAACAAAACGGGGAUAAACAUACCUGAAUUUGUCCAAUAGAAACUCUCGUUUGCAAUUGUUGGGCUAAUGAUUACACCCAAUAUCAUCUAGAUGCAGGCAAGAGUGUGCAAGGCCGUAUUGAGUAUCACUGUCUGUCCAUGUGUCACUGUCUGUCACAUCAAAUUUGUCUCUCGACCUGUGUGCAGCUACGUUGUAAGCUUUCAUUCAUAAGCUAGGUUGUAGCAACCUCAUAAUGGGUAUAGGGGAAAUUCGAUGAUCUUCUUGGCCUUCCUGUGAUACUGGGUACUGAUGAUGACCUGGAGGGCUGGCAAUGUGCCCCCUGGUGACGCUUUGGGCUGACUGCACCACCCUCUGGAGAGUUCUGCGGUUGUGGAUGGCGCAAUUGCCGUACCAGGCGGUGAUACAGCCCGCUGUUGCGCCUUCUUCACCACACUGUCUGUGUGGAUGGACCAUUUCAGGUUGUCAGUGAUGUGCACGCCGAGGAACUUGAAGCUUUUGAUCCUCUCCACUGCGGCCCCAUCGAUAUGGAUGGGGGUGUCUUCUCUCUGCUGUCUCCUGUAGUCCACGAUCAGCUCCUUCAUUUUGUUGACAUUGAGGGAGAGGUUAUUUUCCUGGGAUGUUGUUGGUAAUCAGGCCUACCACUGUUGUGUCGUCAGCAAAGUUGAUGAUUGAGUUGGAGACUUGCGUGGCCAAACAUGGGUGAACAGGGAGUACAGGAGGGUGCUGAGCGAGCACCCCUGUGGGGCCCCCGUGUUGAGGAUCAGCGUGGUGGAGGUGUUGUUGCCUACCUUCACCACCUGGAAUCAGCCCGUCAGGAAGUCCAGGACCCAGUUGCACAGGGCGGGGUUCAGACCCAGGGUCCCGAGCUUAGUGAUGAGCUUGGAGGGCACUAUGGUGAUGAAGGCUGAGCUGUAGUCGAUGAACAGCAUUCUUACAUAGGUAUUUCUAUUUCCAAAUUGUAGUGGGUCUAGGGUGUCGGAUAAGGUGGAGAUGAUAUGAUCCUUAACUAGCAGUCCAACUCUGCUAACUGGACUGUGUCGGUCUGUCUGUAUCUCUCUCUCUCUCUCUCUCUCUCUCUCUCUCUCUCUCUCUCUCUCUCUCUCUCUCUCUCUCUCUCUCUCUCUCUCUCUCUCUCUCUCUCUCUCUCUCUCUCUCUCUCUCUGUCCAUCCAGGAUGCCAGCUGCUAGCACCAUGACUGGUGGGAGGGCCCUGCUGCUCUGUACCAACACUGACAACUGUAUCUACCAAUCAGUCAACGGGUAUGUAUUACAUUACUACUACCUGUAUACAUUUUACAGUCCACUCCAUGGAACCCCUUAGAAACUGUCUGAGGGCAACAGUGCCGGGCAGACUGUCCCAUGUGGUGUUCCAACAAUGGAAGGGCAGCAGAGGUUUCCACCUGGCAGCUGGAUACUGUUACUGGUCACCCUGCUGUCACUAGUGCUAGUGAAGCCCUAAACCAUAGAUGGCACAGCUUAAAGAAAUACCAGAACAUUGGAAAAAGUCCAUUCAACAGAGAUCUAUUUUCCCCCCUCAUUCAACUCCUCUUCACCCAGUUGAACCUGUUCCCCCUGUCUCCUCCUCUGUCUCCUCGUCCUCUGUUGCGCUGCUGGUCAGUGAUGGUUGUUGUACCCACCUUCCGCCUCCACCGUCCCCCUCCCCACCCCUCCUUGUCUGUGGGUGAGAGGAAGUCUUCCCAUAGUUCCCUCUUUUGAUUAAAUUGGCCAUUCCCAUGCCAAGAAGAAGAGAACACUAUUGAUCCCCUCUUCCUCCCAGCCUCCCUCCCUCUGUAUGUUGCUCUUCCAACCCCCCAUCCUUUCCUCCCCUCCACUCUCUUUCUCUUUCUCUUUUUCUUGGCUUUGCAUGUCACGAUCGUCGGAGGAAGUGGACCAAUGCGCAGCGUGGAAUGUGAACAUACUUUAUUAUUUAGAGAACACCACACGAACAAAACAACAAACGAUACGAAACGUGAAGUCCUUGGUUACAACACAAACCAUACGGAACAAGAUCCCACACAUGACAAUGCCCAAACGGCUGCCUAAGUAUGGUUCCCAAUCAGAGACAACAAGCAACAGCUGAUUCACGUUGCCUCUGAUUGAGAACCACCCCGGCCAACAUAGAAACACAAGCACUAGAAUAUCACCCUAGCACACAAAACACAAAGAAACAACACACCCUGGCUCAACAUAACAGAGUCCCAGAGCCAGGGCGUGACAGUACCCCCCCCCCCCCCCCCCAAAGGCGCGGACUGCGACCGCGCCAAACAUAAACCAAACAGGGGAGGGCCGGGUGGGCAUUCCUCCUCGGAGGCGGUUCCGGCUCCGGGCAUGACCCCCACUCCCUCUCUAACCCCCCAAAGCGCCCCUGGUCCGGUCUGGCCCUGCUGGCCGGAGCUGGACUGAACACUGGUGGAGCGGAUUGCUCUAGCUCCGGUGUGGAGCAGCUGACCGGUGCCGGACCAGGCACCGGUGGAACAGGCACGGGCUGUGCCGGACUGACGACGCGCACCACAGGCUUGGUGCGGGGAGCAGGGACGGGCCGGACCGGGCUGACGACGCGCACCAUUGGCUUGGUGCGGGGAGCAGGGACGGGCCGAACCGGGCUGAUGAAGCGCACCACUGGUUUGGUGCGGGGAGCAGGAACAGGCCGGACCGGGCUGACGAAGCGCACCAUUGGCUUGGUGCGGGGAGCAGGGACGGGCCGAACCGGGCUGACGAAGCGCACCACUGGUUUGGUGCGGGGAGCAGGGACGGGCCGAACCGGGCUGACGAAGCGCACCCCUGGCUUGGUGCGGGGAGCAGGAACAGGCCGGACCGGGCUGACGACGCGCACCAUUGGCUUGGUGCGGGGAGCAGGGACGGGCCGAACCGGGCUGACGAAGCGCACCACUGGUUUGGUGCGGGGAGCAGGGACGGGCCGAACCGGGCUGACGAAGCGCACCACUGGCUUGGAGCAGGAACAGGCCGGACCGGGCUGACGACGCGCACCAUUGGCUUGGUGCGGGGAGCAGGGACGGGCCGAACCGGGCUGACGAAGCGCACCACUGGUUUGGUGCGAGGGGCAGGAACAGGCCGGACCGGGCUGGCGACGCGCACCACAGGCUUGGUGCGAAGGACAGGAACAAGCCGGACCGUACUGGGGACACACACCACUGGCCCUACGCGGGGAUCAGGAACGGGCCGGACCGGACUGGCAACACACCCCAGUACCUCUCGCCGUGCCUCUACAUCCUCCUUCCCCCUGGUGACCAGUGACUCCCGUAACCUGGCGGCCUCCUGCUGCCCCGUCGUCCACGGCGUGAGCCCCCCCCUAAAACAUUUCUGGGCGUCUCUCCUCCCCGUGGGCCAGGCCUCCAUGGCUCUCGCCAGACUCUUGCUCCACUGCUCCAAAGUCCAGCCUCUCUCCUCCUCCCGCGGCUUGACCCAGUCGAGGUUGAUAUCCUUCAGAGUCACCUCUGGCGUUGGCUCCUGGACACGCUGCUUGGUCCAGUUAUGGUGGGAUCUUCUGUCACGAUCGUCGGAGGAAGUGGACCAAUGCGCAGCGUGGAAUGUGAACAUACUUUAUUAUUUAGAGAACACCACACGAACAAAACAACAAACGAUACGAAACGUGAAGUCCUUGGUUACAACACAAACCAUACGGAACAAGAUCCCACACAUGACAAUGCCCAAACGGCUGCCUAAGUAUGGUUCCCAAUCAGAGACAACAAGCAACAGCUGAUUCACGUUGCCUCUGAUUGAGAACCACCCCGGCCAACAUAGAAACACAAGCACUAGAAUAUCACCCUAGCACACAAAACACAAAGAAACAACACACCCUGGCUCAACAUAACAGAGUCCCAGAGCCAGGGCGUGACAUUGCAGAUUGUCUUAGUUUCCCCCUCUGCUGCUCCAUGCUUCAUAAAAACUACAGCCUCAACUGAAGGCAGAGAAAGUAAACUUCGAAUAAAACCAUGAGAAUCUGCCCCUCAAAAAAUCUGUCACUCUUCCCUGUUGCCGCCCAUAAUUGUAAUUUCGUAAUAUUUCGACACCAUUUGUCUUUCAAAUGUAAAAUCGUCUAAGGGAGUUGAAGGGAAAUUGUAAUGUAGUUUACUAAAGUUUAAUCAGGAAGGCUGGUCUGAAUGCUUGUUUAACUUCAUCCAGUAAGCAGAACAUAAUUCACUUGGUUUCCUAUUCUAUAGGUAUAGUGGGAAUGAGUGGGGGUCACCUGCCGUCACAUCAUCUGGCUCUGAGGAUCUUCCCUCGGAGACAAGGCCAUUCCCCAAACAAUUUAAUAAAAUUCCAUAUUGCAUUCCAUCUUUGUUGUUCAUUCAGUUAAGCUUGUACUCGAUUGAACAGUCCGUUUCCUUUAAGUUUCCCUCAAGAUUGCAUGCCAUUUCAUUUUCGUAAAUACAAUAAAGCAAUGUCAUCAGAAGUUGCAGUCAGAGGCCACGUUUCCUCUGUUUGUUUUAAAGCCAAGUCAUUUGAACUGGCCUUGAUCCAAGAUGGAGUCAGUUACUGGGUCAGCUUUAGUUUAGACAAGAUGCAUGCCUCUACCCCAGCCUCUCCCUUUGCUGUGUACACUUUCAUCUCCCCAGAAAUAGCUGUGCUGCUUGUAAACUUUAACCUUGAGUUCAAACUGUCACGACCCAGUCAUCAUGCAGAAAUUACCGUUCUUAGACAGAGACAGAGACACAAAUUGAGUUAUACUGGGGGUUGUUGUUUUAUGAGAAUUCCUUCUCAUUUACUCCAUAAAAUCAAGUGGCAGUUGUUUUGUAUCUGAUGUGACUAGACAGUUAUGACAGAGAUAUUAUGUGGAUAUCCAGAAUUAUGAGCUGUCAAUGAUUACAGUGCUUUGUGUACUCAAAUUGAUGUCCUUCUGAAAGCUGUCAGUGAGUAUGUUUACAUACACAUUAAUAAUUUGAUAUUAAACUGAUUAUGGCAGUAGGCAGAGUAUGGAAAUAGUCAUGUAAACACCUUACUCUGCUUAUCUUAAUCGGCAUGAGGUCAAAAUGGAAGUGAGCAUACGCGGUUAAAACACCUGAUUUUCUGAGCAAUCUUUCCAAUGAUUAGGACAUAUAAACAGCAUAAUUGGUGUUCCAGCAGUGUAUUUGAUCUGCACAUGUGCCAGCACCGGUAGCGCAAGCCUCCCUCUUAUUCGCGAGAGAAGUGAGUUCGGAAAAACUGAAAGUUUGCAUUUUAGAAAUAGUUUUCAUACAAACGUUAUAUGUCUGACCUCAGAAUCACAUACUGUAGGCUAAGCUAAAAUAUCAUGGUCACUGUGGUUGAACAUUUAUUUUGAUAGCCGAUUUUCUACAAUUAUCAAAAGUCCCAUCAGGUUGUAAAUAUGAUUAUUAGGGAAAUCGUUUUUGCAAAGCAUGUAAACGUUUUAAACAGACUAUUAUAUUAAUCUGACUAUCAUCGUAUUAUUGUGUGCAUUUAACCGUGCUCAGUAAUUAUAUUUCUGCUCAUAUGAUAAAUAGCUCACUGUUGUUUUGUCCAGGAAGGGUUUGGCUCUGCCUUCUCUAAUCUAUGAUCUAUGUGUGUGUGCGCGUGUGUGUGUGUGAUUAUAUGCAUGUGUGUGUGCAGGCUCCAGUGCUGUGGCUUGAAGGUCGAGGAGGCUCCGUCUGUGGUCCCCCAGCGGCCAGACGUGGUGUGCGGGGACAGGGACACCUCCAAGCGGCCCCUCUCCUCCCUGGUCUCCCCUCUGGACGAGCCAGGCACCAUUGACACCAUGCUCGCUCACAAGAGAGCCACUUCGGACCCCCGCACCACCAUGGAGAAUGGACUGGGCGGCUGCAGUAAACUCAACAAGACCCCGGCGGGUCUGAAGACCAGCGCCAGCAUCCGGGACAAGAUCUCGCAAUGGGAGGGAAAGAAGGAGACCCUCCCUACCUCCCCUGUGGUUGGAAGUGGACCAUGCCCGCUGAACACAGCGCAGAAGGAACCAGAGACUGUGAGAAAGAAGGAGACCACCAAUACCUCAGAGGUCCACAGGUCCGACAGUAAGUGGUUGGCCAGCUGGGAGAGGCAGGACUCUGGGAAGGAGAACUCAGGAAAGCUGGGGGAUUUACGGCCUAAGUCUCCUGAGGGCCCCACUACCAGGGACAGAGAGGUGAUACUGGAUAGAGGACCCCUCAGAGGCAGUAGUAAAUCCACUGAGACAGCCAAGGACAAGAAGUCUGUUUUGACUCACAUUAAGAAACUGGAGCAGGCCAUGAAAGAGGGUUCCACCAAGCCCUCAUUGGUGUUGCCUGGGAACUAUUUCUGCCCCCCUUCCCAGGAGGAGCAGGAGGAGGCUGAGAGGAGGGGGAACGAGCCCAUAUUUGGGACGCUGGAAGUUGUGGGUUCAACGCGGCGGCGGAGGUCAGGUGACCCUGAGAACGUGUACACUGAGCCUGGUGCUGCCAGUCCCUCCAUCAACCCCUUACCCAAACCCCAGCGCACCUUCCAGCACCACACCCCACCCAACACCCCCGCCUCAGGCCUGGGCCUUGGCAAGGGGAGACGUAACCUGCCCCCUCUGCCCUCCAUCCCCCCGCCUCCCCUACCCACCUGCCCCCCGCCAGGAGUCUGCAGGAGACCCUGGGCAGACAGAACCAGAGACAGCAGCAACAGGUAAGAGACCAGACAGCGAUGAAAUGAGACAGAGAUGGGAGGAAAUACAGCACCCUCAGAUUCAUAUACAGAUUAAUUCAUUGCUACCCAGCCAAAGGUUGGAAGUACAGUAUUUUCUAUCCGUACAGCAUUUUAAGUAAAAGUUCUUAGUGACAUCUUUCCCCAUACAUGUUUUACCCCAACCCCACAUACUUUAUCCAGUCAUCCAGUUUAGCUUCUCAUUCUGCACAUCUGCACUGAAUCAGAGGAGGGGGUGAUGAUGUCAUCCUCAUUCUACUCAUCACAGCAUUCUAGAGGAUGAGGUCAUUGGUUGGAGCUGUGGAAUGUACACAUGGACCAAUGAACCAUGCCAAGAGACUCCUGGCAGGAAACAAUAACAUGUUACAUUGUGUGUCUGUGGUCGAGUGGCCCUUGGAAUAUCAACAGCUUAUGUUUGAGUAAUUCUAUGGCCCUAUCAUAGCAUUACAUUAGAGUACCUUCCAUUUUCACCUAUAAGCAGCUAACCAUGAAGUGUUCUUAAACUGACCUUCAAGAGACGCAAAAGGCGCAUGUUGGCAUUUAUUGGGAUGACUCAUGUUUUGGAGGCAGCUCUGAAAGGUAGCCACUAGCUGGCACAGACACAAAGUCAUAAAAUCUGAUUUUAAACCUAACCCUAACCUCAACCUAACCCUAACCACACUGCUGACCUUAAUCCUAACCCUAUAUGUAAAAUCCAAGCCAAAAAGCUAAUUUUUGUUUUCAUGAAUUUGGUAAUACAUAGCCAAUUCUGACUUUGCAGCUGGCCUAUCUAGUGGAAAUCAUUCAUCCCAAUAAACUCAACCUGCACAAACAAAAGGCUUCUAAAAACACAAUACAUGUUUUCAAGUAUCCAACGAAAGUACAAAUGUGGAUUAAAAUGUUUCAAUUGUUGAUUUCUUCAGUAGACUGCAUUCUUGUUAGCCUAAGUCUGGCUGUGUAACAUUCCAUACCAUAUGUGGAGGCUUCACACUGCUGAGGUCUGUAUUUUCCAAAACCUUUGUGAAGUCAGCCUCAGUCAAAGUGCGCCCAAAAUGGCACCCUAAAUAGUGCAAUACUUUUGACCAGAGCCUAUUUGGGCUCUGGUCAAAAGUACUGCACUAUACAGGGAAUAGGGUGCCAUUUUGGGUGCAACCUUAGUCUUUCUCUAGGAGUUUUACAGGACAAUAGCUGGGCUAUUGGAAGAGAUGCUGUCUGUUUUCCCACUGGGCCAGACUGUUAGGCAGCUCUGGAGAACACACAGAGAUGGCCAUUCAGAGAUGGCCAAGAGGAGCAUCAGUCUGUCUGUCUGUCUGUCUGUCUGUCUGUCUGUCUGUCUGUCUGUCUGUCUGUCUGUCUGUCUGUCUGUUACACACAACAUACGCAUGCAUGCAGGCACACACCACACACACACACACAUACACACAAACACGCAUGCUCGCACACACCUUUGCAAUUUGGAGGUCUACAUAGAUGGGUAGUUGUUUGAGACAGAAAUAGAUGUAUUUCUCAGCUCUUACCAAGGUCCCAGAAGUAGAGAGAGAAUAUGCAAACAGUUUAUCUUUUCACCACCAGCCAAUACAGUUGAGCCAGAUUAUUUGUGCAGGUUAGCAUUUUUUGUCAUGCAUCUUGUUCUGGAGGCCUAACCUUAACGACACUGCUAACCCUAACCUUUUAAGACCAAAAAGCUUAUUUUUCUAUAACAUAGUCAAUUUUGACUCUGCAGCUGGCCUAUCCAAGGGGAAAUCGCUCAGUUCUGCCUCCAGGACAACACUCAUGACAAUAAACGUCAACCUGCAUUAUUUGUGACCCUUAUAGUAAUAUAUGAAUAAUAAUAAUAUAUGCCAUUUAGCAGAUGCUUUUAUCCAAAGCGACCUACAGUCAUGCAUGCACACGUUUUACAUAUGGGUGGUCCCGGGAAUCAAACCCACUACCCUGGCGUUACAAGCAGCAUGCUCUACCAACUGAGUUACAGAGGACCAGAGAUAAUAACUCACCACUUCCACAAUUAUAUAUCUCCCACCUGGUUGAUCUCUGUGUGUGUGUCUCUCCUACAGGAAGUCCUAUGAGUUUGAGGAUCUGCUGCAGACGUCAUCAGAGAGCAGCAGGGUGGACUGGUACGCUCAGUCCCGACUGGGCCUCACACGCACUUUAUCAGAGGAGAACGUCUACGAGGAUAUCCUAGGUAACGCAUCCUGGUCUUAAAUAUAUGUUUGUAUAACAUGGGCUUGAUGGCUCAGUUGGUUGGAGUUGUUGGAUGGUUUGCAUCACCAUAGUUGUGGGUUUCAUUCCUGCAUGGACCACAGAUGCUGAUAUUCCUUCCUGUUCCUAACACUGUAGAACGGUGGAAGCCCUCUGUAAGGGUUGACUUGGGCCAUGUGCCCCUCUGCUCAAAGAGUUCAGAGAGAACUCACUGCCACAGAGUUCAGGGUCAUGUUCAGUAGGGUACACCGUAGCAAAAUGCUUUGCAGUGAAAAACAAAAAGCUGUGUUCUUAUUGGACAAGUUUAGGUAGUACCUCCCCAUUUCACUCUGUAUCAAAACGUUUUCUACCUACUGAACACGACCCAGCUGUAACUAAGGUUAUGUUUUCUUUUGUGCAUCUUCUUUUUGUGUUUCUGUAGCUUUUUAAUUUAGAAGAGGCAUUGUUUUUAGUAAUAACAGGUGGUGCUCUUACCUACGUUCCUGCGUUAUUGUUUUCUCUGUUAUACUAACCUUCUGCCUGUUCCAUGUCGGUGUAAUGGUAGCAUUUUGUGAGGUCUUAGUUUAGUUGGUAUGCGGUGUGAUUGUCUCUGAGGCUGCUGUGAGGGGCAUAUUUGAGUGGCUUAGUCCCCCGGAGCAUUUUUGGCAACAUGAUCCAUGUUUCUAUGGUUUUCAUCACUCAAAUUGUUGUGUUAUGAGGAUUACUUGUUACAUGUAGGGUAUAAUCAGGUCAAUGCUGUAGAGAUUAACCAUAACAAUCAAAUUGUGUUUUUAAUAGCAUUUAGAUGAUGCCUAUACUUAGUCUGUCGUUUCUUACAGUGUCACAGUGUAGUACUUAGAGUGAAUUCUCAGACAUGGUCCACCGAACCCCUAGCCCCCAUCGGUAAAGUAACUCAGAAGUGCCAAUGGGAGAAAGAGCUAGAGCUGGAGCUACAGAGAGAGAGAGAGAGACAAAGGCAGGACAGUGCAUUACAAUAACUGGGCUACGUCUGAGUGUCUUCUCAUAGGGCUGUACAGUCUACAACAUACAUACUCCUAACAACUCUACACAACUCCAGUCUGCUGUUUCAGAUAGAGAGAGCAACAACUCUUACUAAGCAAAAUCUCAGUAGCACUGACUUCGAGUAGUAUAGUCAGUCAGUGAUAUUAAUCACUUGAAACAGCCAUUGAUCUAGCUGAUUCCUUGUUUUUCUGAGGAGAGGAGAGGAGAGGAAGAGGAGGAGAGGAGAGGAUGGGAGGGGAGGAGGAGGAGGAGGAGGAGGAGAGGAGAGAGGAGAGGAACUGGCUGUCCCGGUCCCUGUCUGACAUCCCCCUCCAACAGGUCCAUCUGGUGAAUGGAUCGACAGCGGAGAAGAGAUGAGCCCCGGCUCUGGAAAAUGGGCCUCUCUGUCCCUGUCUCUCUUAUCUGCACACACAGCCAUGGUUACUGGUAGCGUCAGUCGCACACUGAUGCAGUUUAUCUUGGUAAAAUAUGAGCUUGGUUGCAAGCAAGCACUGCUGCUGGCAGGUCUGUAAAUACGCACAUCUGGAGCAAAAAAUAUGGAUUGGAAACAACCAAACAUACCGUCAAUGAAUUAGAGCAGUCAUUUGAGAAGAUUGCCGUCAAAUGAAUAACGCUGGACAUUAGAACCGUGGUUCGGUAGGAUCACAGUGUGUCGCUGAGUGUAGAAUGGAGGUGACAGUUGCUGUGUGUUUAUGUGGAUGUUUUCUGUUCUGUUUCCUCUGCAGACCCUCCGUCGAAGGAGAACCCUUACGAAGAUAUAGAGUUGGAGGGAAGUUGCCUUGGAAACAAGUGCUCUUUACCCAUGUCCUCCCCCUCGUGCCCAGUACCCGACACACCAACCAAGGUACAUAAAUCAUUACAGUAGAAUGAAUUCUCCAUGCUAGUAAUGUGCAUUCUGCGUAUAGUGAAUGUGGUUACAGUACAGUGAUCAGACUGGGAACUAAUCUUCAAAGGCAAUAAAGGCCCACUAUACAAUUUCAGGAGAAGUGGACAAACACACAUACUGAUACACAUCUCCUCCCCCUCCUCCUCCCCCUCCUCCUCCCCCUCCUCCUCCCCUUCCUCUCCCCUCCUCCUCCUCCUCCUCGUCCUCUUCCUUCUCCUGCUCUUCCUCCUCUAUCUCCCACCAGCUCUCCUCAAAGCCAGUUUUCUUCAGGCAGAACUCAGAACGUCACAGCUUCAAGCUCCUGGACCCGCGCAAGACCAACCGGGACACCGGCAUUUCCUCACCCUCCCGCAUCAGCCCCCCCUCCACCCCCAGUAGCCCUGAUGACACCCCCAGCCUCUCAGGAGACCCCUACAACCGCAGGCGCAGGAAGAUCCCCAGGGUAAAGGAGGGGGAUACUAGGCUCCUGAAACGUCCCCCCAUUCUCAGUGAUUUACAGGCAGUAUGUCUCAGUCUAGUGCAAAAGAUGGCCUGUCUGGUCCUCUCAUGCAGUUGUCUGGGGAUACCUUAGACAGGACAGAGACAGUUAAAAUGAUGUGGUUAGACAGGAGACAGAUGGUUAAGAAUAUUUCUUUUGAUAAUGUAUUUCCUCUAGACAGAAUAUCUCCCAAAAAGCUCUGAAUAGCAUUAUGUGGUUCCUGCCAGUCUGGCUGCCAGUCUGUUAAUGCCUCUGCCAACAAUACCGCCGUAAUUGCCUUUUUUGGCAUGGUAAUGACAUAUGAGUUGGCUAAUAAAGCAGAACUAGCCUGGCACCCAGACCAAGGUUAAUUAUGUAGUGAAUGGGUGGUUCUGGGAAGUUAAGAUUGCUGACUCUGUUGUUGUGCUGCUUCUCCUCAAUAAAGAUGGUGCUGAAAAUCAACGGCAUCUUUGAAGCAAGGAGAGGGAAGAAACGCAUGAAGAGGGUGUCUCAGUCUACUGAGUCCAACUCAGGGAGAGGUGAGGCUGGGGGAUACCUGCCAGGAACAUCAAUGGGGGCCUCAAGCUAACAAGAGCCCCCCCUCACCCUUUACUCCUACCCCCUAGGCACUCAUUUCACUGCAGCCAUCACUACACAGUUUGGACAGGCCUGCCUCAUAUCUCCAUAAAAGGAACAAAACUCUUAUGUGUCCACUUGGCUUUACAGGCACAUGUACAUUUGGGGGUCAGUUGUGUUUGACCCAUUCUUCAUUGUUGUGUUGCUUUAUCAAACACAAAUGUGGAAUGAGUGUAUUGCGUAUGAGUACUAUGCUGUGUGUGGAAACUUUCCUGACUGCCUCAAAUGUUCUCGUUCACAUUGUUUACUGUGCGUUUGUAUUCUCACUCUUUCUUCUCUUUGAUGCAGUGACAGAUGAGAACAGUGAGUCGGAGAGUGACACAGAGGAGAAAUUGAAAGGUGAGGAGAUCUCAAAUAUCUGUGUGUGUGUGUGUUUUUUUUUGGUUUGACUAACCUUGUGGGGAACAGAAGUCCUCACAAGGAUAGUAAAACAAGGAACAUUCAGACAAGUGGGACAUUUCACCAGUCCCCACAAAGAAAGUUACUAUUUUAGGCUUAGGGGUUAGGUUUAGGGUUAGGGGUUAGGUUUAGGGUUAGGGUUAGGGUUAGGGGUUUGGGGUUAAGGUUAGGGUUAGGGUUAGGGUUUAGGGAAAAUAGGAUUUUGAAUGGGAAUCAAUUGUUUGGUCCCCAUAGGGAUAGUAAAACAAACGUGUAUAGGACUCUCUCCUUUGUAGAGGGGGGUAUUAUUGUUAAAGUGUAUGUUAUUGUUUCAGCUCACAGCCAGCGUCUGUCGUCAGUGCAGUCCAUGUUGAGGCAGACAGGCCGGUACCGGACCCUGGAGAGGGACCUGAUGGACCUACAGGAGAGGAAGCUGUUUGAGUACUUCAUAGUGGUAGCCCUCCAUAAGACCAAGGCCGGAGGUCCUUACCUACCAGAGGUCACUCAGCAGUUCCCCCUCAAGGUAGGCAGAGCUGACACCUAGUCCUCAAUCAACUGGAUAUUCAUUGUUCAUAUUAUCAGUGAAAAAAUUAUUUAUAUAACACAAGUAAGUGUCUGGUGUUUUUGUAUGUGACCUACCAGACCAGAAUGUGUAUUUGUGGGUUUUGCACAUGCGUCUCUGUAGUUGUGUUAGAUUGUGUGUUCUCUCUGUCUAGAGUUUGUGUGCGAGAUAAUAUCAGAUGUGGUAUUGCAUCUGACCUGUUAUUCUCCCUGUGUCAGCUGGAGAGGAGCUUCAAGUUCAUGCGGGAAACAGAGGACCAACUGAAGGUCAUCCCCCAGUUCUGUUUCCCUGACGCUAAGGACUGGGCUCCCGUUGACAACUUCCCCAGGUCAGAGACACACACACACACACACACACACACACACACACACACACACACACACACACACACACACACACACUCACCCCAUAAAUAAGGUGUUGACAAAUUCUGAAUGGGGGGGUGUGCAACUCAAUAUUAGGAAGGUGUUCCUAAUAUUUGGUAUACUCAGUGUAUAGGGCACUACGUUUGACCAUAGGCUCUGGUCAAAGUAGUGCACUAUAUAUGGAAUAGGGUGCCAUUUUGGAUGCAGACAGAGCCCCCUCAAACACACACCUGCAGGGCAAAGACAUUGAGCUGGCUGACACACUGCCUGACAGAGAGCCAGGGUUGGUCAACGCACACCUGUCAGGCAGACUGGAGCGGUCUUUGUAGCAGUCUUUGGAGUUGUCUUUGUAUGGGUGCUUGCAGAGUAAGUCUGCCCUGAGAGUAGGACUGAAGAACAAAGUAGGGCCUUUUUGGUUUUACCGACAUCAAGCAAUGAUUGGCAGAAUGGCGCCGGAGGAGAUGGCUGCCGUUUUACGGCCUCCUAACCAAUUGUGCUAUUUUGUGUGUUGUUUUUCGCAUUGUUUGUAACUUAUUUUGUACAUAAUGUUUCUGCCACAGUCUCUUAUGACCGAAAAGAGCUUCUGGAUAUCAGAACAGCGACUACUCACCUCGAACUCAACAAAGAUGUUUUAUUUAAUCAGUCGAUGGCAAAGGAUUUAAUGCUGAUACCGGACCAGGCCCAAAUCCCCGUCAUUCACAUGAAGAAGAGAUGCCGAUACAGGGGACGCAGGUCCGGGUGCCUUGUGAGAAUUCGUCGGCAAGUGGGGAACCCGCCUCUACCAUCCGUCCUAUUGGCCAACGUGCCAAUCAUUGGAGAAUAAGACAAGGGGUGGCGGUCUGUGUCUAUUUGUCAAUAACAGCUGGGAAGCUAAAUAUAAUAUUAAGGAAGUCUCAAGGUUUUGCUCGCCUGAGGUAGAGUAUCUCAAGAUAAGCUGUAGACCACACUAUUUACCAAGGGAGUUUUCAUCUAUAUUUUUCGUAGCUGUCUAUUUACCAUCACAAACCGAUGCUGGCACUAAGACCGCACUCUGAAUGGUAUAAGGUCAUAAGCAAACAAGAAAAUGCUCAUCCAGAGGCGGUGCUCCUUGUGGCCGGGGACUUUAAUGCAGAGAAACUUAAAUCCAUUUUACCUCAUUUCUACCAGCAUGUCACAUGUUCAACCAGAGGGAAAAAAACUCUAGACCACCUUUACUCCACACACAGAGACGCGUACAAAGCUCUCCCUCGCCCUCCAUUUGGCAAAAACGGACCAUACUUCUAUCCUCCUGAUUCCUGCUUACAAUCAAAAACUAAAGCAGGAAGUACCAGUGACUCGCUCAAUACGGAAGUGGUCAGAUGACGCAGAUGAUAAGUUACAGGACUGUUUUACUAGCACAGACUGGAAUAUGUUCCGGGAUUCAUCCGGUUGCAUUGAGGAGUAUGCCACAUCAGUCACCGGCUUCAUCAAUAAGUGUGUCGAUGGCGUCGUCCCCACAGUGACCGUACGUACAUACCCCAACCAGAAGCCAUGGAUUACAGGCAAUAUCCGCACUGAGCUAAAGGGUAGAGCUGCCGCUUUCAAGGAGCGGGAUUAUAACCCGGAUGCUUAUAAAUCCUGCUAUUCCCUCCAACGAACCAUCAAACAGGCAAAGCGUCAAUACAGGACUAAGAUUGAAUCCUACUACACCUGCUCCGACGUUCGUCGGAUGUGGCAGGGCCUGCAAACUAUUAUGGACUACAAAGGAAAGCGCAGCCGCGAGCUGCCCUGUGGCACGAGCCUACCAGAUGAGCUAAAUUACUUCUAUGAGCGCUUCGAGGCAAGCAACACUGAAGCAUGCAUGAGAGCACCAGCUGUUCCGGACGACUGUGUGAUCACGUUCUCCGUAGCCGAUGUGAGUAAGACCUUUAAACAGGUCAACAUUCACAAGGCCGCAGGGCCAGACAGAUUACCAGGACGUGUACUCAACUGGCAAGUGUCUUCACUGACAUUUUCAACCUGUCCCUGACCGAGUGUGUCUCAACUACAUGUUUCAAACAGACCACCAUAGUCCCUGUGCCCAAGAACACCAAGGUAACCUACCUAAAUGACUACCGACCCGUAGCACUCACGUCUGUAGCCAUGAAGUGCUUUGAAAGGCUGGUCAUGGCUCACAUCAACACCAUCAUCCCAGAAACCUUAGACCCACUCCAAUUCGCAUACCACCCCAACAGAUCGAUAGAUGACGCAAUCUCUAUUGUACUCCACACUGCCCUUUCCCACCUGGACAAAAGGAACACCUACAUGAGAAUGCAGUUCAUUGACUACAGCUCAGCGUUCAACACCAUAGUGCCCUCAAAGCUCAUCAGUAUGCUCAGGACCCUGGGACUAAACACCUCCCUCUGCAACUGGAUCAUGGACUUCCUGAUGGGCCACCCCAGGUGUUAAGGGUAGGCAACAACACAUCUGCCACGCUGAUCCUCAACACGGGGCCCCUCAGGGGUGCGUGCUGAGUCCCCUCCUGUACUCCCUGUUCACCCAUGACUGCGUGGCCAAGCACGACUCCAACACCAUCAUUAAGUUUGCCGACGACAAAACGAUGGUAGGCCUGAUCACCGACAACAAUAAGACAGCCUAUAGGGAGGAGGCCAGAGACCUGGCAGUGUGGUGCCAGGACAACAACCUCUCCCUCAACGUGAUCAAGACAAAGGAAAAGGAGGGCCGAGCACACCCCAUUCUCAUCGACAGGGCUGUAGUGGAGCAGGUUGAGAGGUUCAAGUUCCUUGGUGUCCACAUCACCAACAAACUAUCAUGGUCCAAACACACCAAGACAGUCGUGAAGAGGGUACGACAACGCCUAUUCCCCCUCAGGAGACUGAAAAGAUUUGGCAUGGGUCCUCAGCUCCUCAAAAAGUUAUACAGCUGCACCAUCGAGAGCAUCCUGACUGGUUGCAUCACCGCCUGAUAUGGCAACAGCUCAGCCUCCGACCGCAAUGCGCUACAGAGGGUAGUGCGUACGGCCAAGUACAUCACUGGGGCCAAGCUUCUUGUUAUCCAGGACCUCUAUACCAGGCGGUGUCAGAGGAAAGCCCAAAAAAUAUCCAAAGACUCCAGCCACCCUAGUCAUAGACUGUUCUCUCUGCUACCGCAUGGCAAGCGGUACCGGAGCGCCAGGUUUAGGUCCAAAAGGCUUCUUAACAGCUUCUACCCCCAAGCCAUAAGACUGCUGAACAGCUAAUCAAAUGGCUACCUGGACUAUUUGCAUUGAACCUUCCCCCUUUUUACGCUGCUGCUACUCACUGUUUAUUAUCUAUGCGUAGUCACUUUACCCCUAUCUACAUGUACAUAUUACCUAAAUUACCUUGACUAACCUGUAACCCCGCACAUUGACUCGGUACCGGUACCCCCUGUAUAUAGUCUCGUUAUUGUUAUUUUAUUGUUACUCUUUUAUUUGUUUUACUUUAGUUUAUUUAGUAAAUCUUUUCUCAACUCUUAUUUUUCUUAACUGCAUUGUUGGUUAAGGGCUUGUAAGUAAGCAUUUCACGGUAAGGUCUACACCUGUUGUAUUCGGCGCAUUUGACAAAUAACAUUUGAUUUGAUUUGACCAGGGUGGUUGGAUUUUUCUUGAAAGCAGGGUCAAUGAGCUGGCUAUGCAGCCAACUGUUCUAGAUAUUCUCAAGCUCAAUGUUUAGUUGAUGAAUAAGAUCACAUUAAAACAGGUGUGCUGUAACUGACUCAACACACAGUGACCUAAAUCAGAAAAAACAAGGGGUACAUUUUUCUAAGUUGGCUGGUUGAGGUUGUUUUGUGAAAUACAACCCUGACAGUGGUUUGACUGCUCUAUUCUCAACACACAACUCACUCUAUUUAUUAACAGUUGUAUCACUCCAACAUAUGAUUAGUUUCCAACCUGUGUGAAAUAUUUUAUUUUCCAGUGAAACGUUCUCUUUCGUCCUGACCGGUGAGGACGGGAGCAGACGGUUUGGAUACUGUCGUCGUUUACUGGUAGGCAACUAAAAAUGGCUACUUUUAAAAUGUCCACCUUAUCCACUUCCAUGUAUAGGCCUGCCACCUACCUGAGUGAUGAGAGUGAUUGGAAACGCAGUGUUACUCAAUUUUUCUGAAUCAGUGCUUGACAUUUUCUACUGCUUGAGCUCCUGUUCCUCUUAUAGAAUAUUAGCUCAAAAGUAUUGUGGAGCUCCUGCACCUAAAUAUAAACAGUACCGGCACCCAAAAUGAAUAAGUUCAAGACGGAGAGCCUUAUUUCCACAGGUCUAAUCCAACUGUUGUCCAGGUACUGAUGUCUUCUGCUGUGCUGUUUGUUCUGACCCUGUCUAACUAUCUGCCUGUGUCCUGCUGUGUGUCCACAGCCCAGUGGGAAAAGCCGGAGGCUGCCAGAGGUCUACUGCAUCGUCAGCCGGCUGGGCUGUUUCGACCUCUUCUCCAAGGUACAGUAUACUAUACGUACACCGCAAAUUGGCCAGUGUUACCUAGUGUUGAUUUUUCAGUGUAACAUUUAUAGUGUGUUUUCAGGAGUUAAAUUAACUUUGUAAAUGUUAAAUUAACAUUCAGUGUAAAAGAACCCCAGUGUUGGUGUUAAUAAACAGAGUUGAACCAAAACCACAGCCAUCAUUAUCCUAUUUCCCAGCAUGCUCUAUUGCAGGUAGAUUUUUAAAUAGUUUUAUAUCAAUAUCUAUGUUUUUGCAUGCACAUUGAUUCAUUAAUCUUAUGCUACUCAAAUAUAAAUAACAUACAUUUUUCUAAACUAAUCCGGUCUGUUACUUGGACUUGUUGCACCCAUAACUGAAAUGUUUGUUCCAGUUUAGAUGGUUUAGCUAGUCUUUCAUCUCAGUCUUCCCAACCCUGGCAGUCAUUCUGAAUGCAGGUCGAGUUCAGAAUGACGCUUUGGCUGGAUACCAAUAGGAAUUACACUUCACUUUACACGCCAUCAUAAGGCCACUGUAUUACGGUAUAACUAGGCCCUCAAAAUAAGACCUUAUGAAAUACGUAUUGUAUUGUCUUAAAUAAUUACAUUUUAAUUAUAACAUAUUUGCUUAGAAUCUCACUUGGUGAAGGCCACAGUACUGAAAAUGAAUGAAUGCAACAACCAUGGCUCUGUCACUAUCAAAUAAAGUCAGUCAUGGGUGGUAACUCAAUUCACAUGCAAAUAAGGCUUUACACUAAGCAGUAUGUUCAUUUAACACUGAAAAGUGAGGACCCAUAUAGACCCUGGAACAGUGUUAAAUAUAACACUCUCAGUGUUGAUUUAACACUGGAGAAUUUGCUGUGUAUAGAUCUAUACACCUAGGUCAAAGAGAGACAGUUUUUCCUGGUCAAGUCACAUGGUCAGGCCAAACUCCUGGGAGGAUCUCAAUUGCAUACUCAUCGCGUCCUCUCUCCACGUCUCCUUCUCAAAACCCAUUGGAGGACAGGGACCUCUGGCUUUCUCAUCCAAUGGGUUUUGAGAAGAAAGUGAGGAGAUAGGACGUGAGGAGUAUGCAAUUGAUAUUCUCCCCUGGCCUUCAGUAUAGCCACCCAGAGCCUCCCACAGUGAGAGGAACUGGAUCCCACAGGGAGGGACCACCCUAUGCAUCCACAGAGCCCCACCCUCCCUCUCCCUGGUUGCCACUUUCCCACCGCGGCUUGUUGGGCUGCUGCCCUGGCCUCAGUACAAAGAGACACGUGAACCCCAGCUGAUGUGGUUACCGCAGUGGAAUAGUGGGAUAGGCUCCCCUGUAAUGAGCCACUGAUUUAUGUGUGUGAACGUGCAUGUGCAAACAUCUGUGGAUGUAUGGGAGUGUAUAGCAGUCCAAUCCCUGUACAGCCGUGGUCAAAAGUUUUGAGAAUGACACAAAUACUAAUUUUCACAGUCUGCUGCCUCAGUUUUGAUGAUGGCAAUUUGCAAAUACUCCAGAAUGUCAUGAAGAGUGAUCAGAUGAAUGGCAAUUAAUUGCAAAGUCCCUCUUUGCCAUGAAAAUGAACUUAAUCCCCCAAAAACAUUUCUACUGCAUUUCAGCCCUGCCACAAAAGGACCAGCUGCCAUCAUGUCAGUGAUUCUCUCGUUAACACAGGUGAGAGUGUUGACGAGGACAAGGCUGGAGAUCACUCUGUCAUGCUGAUUGAGUUAGAAUAACAGACUGGAAGAUUUAAAAGGAGGGUGGUGCUUGAAAUCAUUGUUCUUCCUCUGUUAACCAUGGUUACCUGCAAGGAAACACAUGCCGUCAUCAUUGCUUUGCACAAAAAGGGCUUCACAGGCAAGGAUAUUGCUGCUAGUAAGAUUGCACCUAAAUCAACAAUUUAUCGGAUCAUCAAGAACUUCAAGGAGAGAGGUUCAAUUGUUGUGAAGAAGGCGUCAGGGCGCCCAAGAAAGUCCAGCAAGCGCCAGGACCGUCUCCUAAAGUUGAUUCAGCUGCGGGAUCGGGGCACCACCAGUGCAGAGCUUGCUCAGGAAUGGCAGCAGGCAGGUGUGAGUGCAUCUGCACGCACAGUGAGGCGAAUACUUUUGGAGGAUGGCCUGGUGUCAAGAAGGGCAGCAAAGAAGCCACAUCUCUCCAGGAAAAACAUCAGGGACAGACUGAUAUUCUGCAAAAGGUACAGGGAUUGGACUGCUGAGGACUGGGGUAAAGUCAUUUUCUCUGAUGAAUCCCCUUUCCGAUUGUUUGGGGCAUCCGGAAAACACCUUGUCCGGAGAAGACAAGGUGAGCGCUACCAUCAGUCCUGUGUCAUGCCAACAGUAAAGCAUCCUGAGACCAUUCAUGUGUGGGGUUGCUUCUCAGCCAAGGGAGUGGGCUCACUCAAUUUUGCCUAAGAACACAGCCAUGAAUAAAGAAUGGUACCAACACAUCCUCAGAGAGCAACUUCUCCCAACCAUCCAAGAACAGUUUGUUGACGACCAAUGCCUUUUCCAGCAUGAUGGAGCACCUUGCCAUAAGGCAAAAGUGAUAACUAAGUCGCUCGGGGAACAAAGCAUCUAAAUUUAGGGUCCAUGGCCAGGAAACUCCCCAGACCUUAAUCCCAUUGAGAACUUGUGGUCAAUCCUCAAGAGGUGGGUGGACAAACAAAAACCCACAACUUCUGACAAACUCCAAGCAUUGAUUAUGCAAGAAUGGGCUACCAUCAGUCAGGAUGUGGCCCAGAAGUUAAUUGACAGCAUGCCAGGGCGGAUUGCAGAGGUCUUGAAAAAGAAGGGUCAACACUGCAAAUAUUGACUCUUCGCAUAAACGUAAUGUAAUUGUCAAUAAAAGCCUUUGACACUUAUGGAAUGCUUGUAAUUAUACUUCAGUAUACCAUAGUAACAUCUGACAAAAAUAUCUCAUAACACUGAAGCGGCGAACUUUGUGAAGACCAAUACUUGUGUCAUUCUCAAAACUUUUGACCACGACUGUACAGUAUGUAUUGAGAAUGCUUAGUUUACUUUGUAAUGUACUCUAUUCCACAUUGAAUUAUGUAUACAGUGGGGGGAAAAAGUAUUUAGUCAGCCACCAAUUGUGCAAGUUCUCCCACUUAAAAAGAUGAGAGAGGCCUGUAAUUUUCAUCAUAGGUACACGUCAACUAUGACAGACAAAAUGAGAAUUUUUUUUCCAGAAAAUCACAUUGUAGGAUUUUUAAUGAAUUUAUUUGUGGAAAUUAUGGUGGAAAAUAAGUAUUUGGUCACCUACAAACAAGCAAGAUUUCUCAAAGACCUGUAACUUCUUCUUUAAGAGGCUCCUCUGUCCUCCACUCGUUACCUGUAUUAAUGGCACCUGUUUGAACUUGUUAUCAGUAUAAAAGACACCUGUCCACAACCUCAAACAGUCACACUCCAAACUCCACUAUGGCCAAGACCAAAGAGCUGUCAAAGGACACCAGAAACAAAAUUGUAGACCUGCACCAGGCUGGGAAGACUGAAUCUGCAAUAGGUAAGCAGCUUGGUUUGAAGAAAUCAACUGUGGGAGCAAUUAUUAGGAAAUGGAAGACAUACAAGACCACUGAUAAUCUCCCUCGAUCUGGGGCUCCACGCAAGAUCUCACCCCGUGGGGUCAAAAUGAUCACAAGAACGGUGAGCAAAAAUCCCAGAACCACACAGGGGGACCUAGUGAAUGACCUGCAGAGAGCUGGGACCAAAGUAACAAAGCCUACCAUCAGUAACACACCAUGCCGCCAGGGACUCAAAUCCUGCAGUGCGAGAUGUGUCCCCCUGCUUAAGCCAGUACAUGUCCAGGCCUGUCUGAAGUUUGCUAGAGUGCAUUUGGAUGAUCCAGAAGAGGAUUGGGAGAAUGUCAUAUGGUCAGAUGAAACCAAAAUAUAACUUUUGGUAAAAACUCAACUCGUCGUGUUUGGAGGACAAAGAAUGCUGAGUUGCAUCCAAAGAACACCAUAUGCACUCACUAACUGUAAGUCGCUCUGGAUAAGAGCGUCUGCUAAAUGACUAAAAUGUAAAUGUAAUACCUACUGUGAAGCAUGGGGAUGGAAACAUCAUGCUUUGGGGCUGUUUUUCUGCAAAGGGACCAGGACGACUGAUCCGUGUAAAGGAAAGAAUGAAUGGGGCCAUGUAUCGUGAGAUUUUGAGUGAAAACCUCCUUCCAUCAGCAAGGGUAUUGAAGAUGAAACGUGGCUGGGUCUUUCAGCAUGACAAUGAUCCCAAACACACCGCCCGGGCAACGAAGGAGUGGCUUCGUAAGAAGCAUUUCAAGGUCCUGGAGUGGCCUAGCCAGUCUCCAGAUCUCAACCCCAUAGAAAAUCUUUGGAGGGAGUUGAAAGUCCGUGUUGCCCAGCGACAGCCCCAAAACAUCACUGCUCUAGAGGAUAUCUUUAUGGAGGAAUGGGCCAAAAUACCAGCAACAGUGUGUGAAAACCUUGUGAAGACUUACAGAAAAAGUUUGACCUGUGUCAUUGCCAACAAAGGGUAUAUAACAAAGUAUUGAGAAACUUUUGUUAUUGACCAAAUACUUAUUUUCCACCAUAAUUUGCAAAUAAAUUCAUUAAAAAUCCUACAAUGUGAUUUUCUGGAUUCUUUUUUUCUCAUUUUGUCUGUCAUAGUUCACGUGUACCUAUGAUGAAAAUUACAGGCCUCUCUCAUCUUUUUAAGUGGGAGAACUUGCACAAUUGGUGGCUGACUAAAUACUUUUUUUCCCCACUGUAUGUUGUGUCUGACUCCACAGAUCCUGGAUGAGGUGGAGAAGAGGAGGGCCAUCUCUCCAGCCCUGGUGCAGCCCUUCAUGAGGGGCAUCAUGGAGGCUCCAUUCCCCGCCCCGGGAAGAACCAUCACUGUCAAGAACUUCCUGCCUGGCUCAGGCACUGAGGUGAGGGGGAAUAGCUGUGCACAGCAGGGUUGGGGGGCUAGAGCACAGACCUCAACUGGCCAUGUCACUUUACUGUAUUCAAAACAUAAUUGACUUGAGGUCUUUUUUAUCUAGUUAGUAUGUCACUUUGGCUAUGUAUGUGUAUUUGGUGCUUAACCCUGUGUGUGUUUACGAAUACUGUCUAGAUGUGUGUAGGGUGUUUAAAUAGAUCUCUCUCUCGUUCUCCAUCCCUCUCUCUCUCUCCGUCCCUCUCUCUUUCCCUCCCUCUCUCGCUCUCUCUCCAUCCAUCCAUCCAUCCAUCUCUCUCUCCCUCCCUUCCCCCUCUCUCGACCUCUCUCUGUCCCUCCCUCUGUCCCUCCCUCUCUCUCUCUCUCUUCAUCCCUCUCUCCCUCCCUUUCCCUCUCUCCCUCUUUUCCUCUCUCUCUCUUUCUUUCUCUCUCUCUCCCUCUCCGUCUGUCCCAGGUGAUAGAGUUGUGUCGUCCGUCUGACUCUCGUCUGGAGCAUGUAGACUUUGAGUGUCUGUUUUCCUCUCUGUCGCUGCGUCUGCUCCUCAGAGUCUUCGCCUCUCUGCUGCUGGAGCGCAGGGUCAUCUUCACCGCUGACAAACUCAGGUGGGACACUGUCCAAAAACAACCCCUUGCCCCUUCCCUCUCCCCCUAGACCCUUUCUCUAGUCCCAAUAUGAGGAGGAGCUAUUACCAUAUACAGUAGCUUACACCUAUCCAGUUCAUUCAAAUCUUCAAAAACUGAAAAGUCUGGGGGCUAUUGGGAUGGGGAUAGGGGCUAGGGGUUUAUGACUGGGCUAUGGAUCAGUCAACCUUAGUUCUUCUCUAGCUACUCCUCUACUGACUUGGGACCUGUGAGGUGGGAUCAGGUGAGAGGCAGAGGACAGUGAAAAGGAUAUGACAGAGACACACAAGACAGACAGACAGACAGAUGGACUGACGGACACACGAGACAGACAGUCAGACGGCUUCUGGACGAGAGAAAGAGAGACAGAGUGUGUUAAGGAAGGAAUGCUGUUGUGUUAUACAGUCGUCUAGGGAACAAUAAUUUCUCUCUGGAAAUAUGUCAUGGAAGCCAGAGACAGGGUUAGUGUAGAAAGUUAAGCUGUAAGACUGGCGUGUGUGCAACCGAUUUGACGUACUAGCAUCCACUAAUCACCUGCUAUUGAUGGGUGCCUUGAGAUAAACCCUUGAGCUGCUUCGCUGGUCUUUCUUGACAUGCUGAAUACUGUGGUCUUUCUUGACAUGCUGAAUACUGUGGUCUUUCUUGACAUGCUGAAUACUGUGGUCUUUCUUGACAUGCUGAAUACUGUGGUCUUUCUUGACAUGCUGUAUACUGUGGGCUUUCUUGACAUGCUGUAUAUUGUGGGCUUUCUUGACAUGCUGUAUACUGUGGGCUUUCUUGACAUGCUGUAUACUGUGGGCUUUCUUGACAUGCUGUAUACUGUGGGCUUUCUUGACAUGCUGUAUACUGUGGGCUUUCUUGGAUAUACAGUACAUUACUCUGUGUAGAGUGUGCUACUUCAUUGCUUUUUAAAAGCCCACUGGAAAAGCCUGUGAAUCCACAAUAGAUUGUGUGUUGUUCCACUGUGACAUUUUUCUACUGUUGCAUUGAAACGAAUGCAAACCUGGCCUCGCAAUCACUGAUUGUUUUUGAAUGAAUUAAAUGAAAACAGACACACAUAUUGGAGGCAUUAAGAUAACAGUGUGGGGUUAGUUCAUUUGCUCCCACAGUAUAUAUUUCAUAGUGUUAAAUCACGCUCCCUUAAAAAGAUUCCUUUACAAUUCCUCAAACAUUAAAGCCAUUCUUUAAAAAUGCAAUGUUCAGUUUUAUGUUCCAAAAUAAGUAUUGUGUAAUCACAGUCAAAUCCGCUAACACCAUCUUGUGGUAGAAACGGGAACUACAUUGGAGACAUGCUGCGGUUAUAUGAUUUGACUCGAUUUUAGUAGUUGACACCCUGUUUUCUCUCUCUUUCCCUAUAUACAUCUCCCAUAUCUCUCUCGCUGUCUCUCUCUCUCUCUCUCUCUCAAUUCAACAACUGCUUUAUUUGCAUGAAUGGGUGGUUGCCACUGUUGCCAAAGCAAUAUAUAUGAAAUAUUACAAAUGAGAAAUGUGUUUGAGAAACAAUAGUAAUCUCUCUCCCUCACUCUCCUGCUCUCUCUCUUUCCUCUCUUUCCUCUCUCUGCAGUACUCUGUCUCAGUGCUGCCAUGCGGUGGUGGCUCUACUCUACCCUUUCACCUGGCAGCACACCUACAUCCCCGUGUUGCCACCUGCCAUGCUGGACAUAGUGUGUACCCCCACACCCUUCAUUGUGGGUCUGCUAUCCAGCUCCCUGCCCAGCCUCAAAGAGCUGCCCAUAGAGGAGGUGAGACCAGGCCCCCGAGCCCAGCUGACUGUGUGUGUGUGUGCGUGCAAACCCCUGACCUCAACUCUUUCCAUAAAACAAUGGUCUCUGUGGCUCUACUCUGAGAAAGAGCUGAGGCUGCCAAACUGACAGGAAAUGACAUCACCCUGCCUUCUGCUCUCUCCUUAGGUCCUGGUGGUCGACCUCGGCAACAGCCGCUUCCUCAGACAGGUAUACACUUCUAACAACAGUACCCAUAGCAACAGACCAACAACAUACUGUAUAUCUCUUACACAGUUGGCUACACCCAUAGAUGUAGCAACACCUCUGUGCUCAUGGGACACAGUCAUCAUUUCCUCUCACACCUCUGUCUUUCCUCUCCAGCUGGAGGACGAGGACUCUAUUCUGCCUCACAAGCUGCAGGCUGCUCUGGAACAUGUUCUGGACAAGAGGAAGGAACUGGCCAGUGAGAUGCCCACCGGUGAGUCAGUGCUACUUAUUAACACCUCUCACAGAAGGGUCUUGUUGUGACCGAUACAGCCUUGACAAAGGUCUAUGUGACUACUGAUAUUUUUAUUAUUUAAGCAUAUGACCUCCAUGUCGAAACGCCCUCUUUCUCUCUCUCCUCUCUCUCUCUCCCCCCGCCUUCCCUCCCCAGACUCAAGCUCCCUCAGUACCGUGGUGUCGGAGGCCUUUGUACGUUUCUUCGUAGAAAUGGUGGGCCACUACCCUCUCUUCAUGGGCGGGGGGGAUCGAGAGGAUGAGUCUGGAGCCCCCUCCUCCCCCACCCCGUCCUACUUUCAGCGCGAGGCCUUUCGCAAGGCCGUCACCUCAAAGAGUCUGAAGAGGUUCCUGGAGGUCUUCAUGGAGACCCAGAUGUUCGCUGGGUUUGUCGCAGAGAGGGAACAGCGCAGGCAGGGUCUAAGAGGUACGGAGAGAGGGGGUACAGCCAGGCAGGGUCUAAGAGGUACGGAGAGAGGGGGUACAGCCAGGCAGGGUCUAAGAGGUACGGAGAGAGGGGGUACAGCCAGGCAGGGUCUAAGAGGUACGGAGAGAGGGGGUACAGCGCAGGCAGGGUCUAAGAGGUACGGAGAGAGGGGGUACAGCCAGGCAGGGUCUAAGAGGUACGGAGAGAGGGGGUACAGCCAGGCAAGGUCUAAGAGGUACUGAGAGAGGGGGUACAGCCAGGCAGGGUCUAAGAGGUACGGAGAGAGGGGGUACAGCCAGGCAGGGUCUAAGAGGUACUGAGAGAGGGGGUACAGCCAGGCAGGGUCUAAGAGGUACUGAGAGAGGGGGUACAGCCAGGCAGGGUCUAAGAGGUACUGAGAGAGGGGGUACAGCCAGGCAGGGUCUAAGAGGUACUGAGAGAGGGGGUACAGCCAGGCAGGGUCUAAGAGGUACGGAGAGAGGGGGUACAGCCAGGCAGGGUCUAAGAGGUACUGAGAGAGGGGGUACAGCCAGGCAGGGUCUAAGAGGUACUGAGAGAGGGGGUACAGCCAGGCAGGGUCUAAGAGGUACGGAGAGAGGGGGUACAGCCAGGCAGGGUCUAAGAGGUACUGAGAGAGGGGGUACAGUACCUGGUUAUUGGCACCACCAUAAGAUAAGUCUGCUUUUGGAAUCUGUAAGUGUCUGAAAUGCAUAAUUAUAUGACAAUUUUGCACAAUUGUCUAACAGUUUUAUGUACACUACCGGUCAAAUGUUUUAGAACAGCUACUCAUUCAAGGAGUUGUCUUUAUUUUUACUAUUUUCUACAUUGUAGAAUAAUAGUGAAGACAUCAAAACUAUGAACUAACACAUAUGGAAUCAUGUAGUAACCAAACAAGUGUUAAACAAAUCAAAAUAUAUUUUAUAUCAAGCCACCCUUUGCCUUGAUGACCGCUUUGCACACUCUUGGCAUUCUCUCAACCAGCUUCAUGAGAUAGUCACCUGGAAUGCAUUUCAAUUAACAGAUGUGCCUUCUUAAAAGUUAAUUUGUGGAAUUUCUUUCCUUCUUAAUGCAUUUGAGCCAAUCAGUUGUUUUGUGACAAGGUAGCCCGGGGGGUAUACAGAAGAUAGACCUAUUUGGUAAAAGACCAAGUCCAUAUUAUGGCAAGAACAGCUCAAAUAAGCAAAGAGGAACGACAGUCCAUCAUUACUUUAAGACAUGAAGGUCAGUCAAUAUGGAACAUUUCAAGAAUUUGAACGUUUCUUCAAGUGCAGUUGCAAAAAACAUCAAGCGCUAUGAUGAAACUGGCUCUCAUGAGGACCGCCACAGGAAUGGAAGACCCAGAGUUACCUCUGCUGCAGAGGAUAAGUUCAUUAGAGUUACCAGCCUCAGAAAUUGCAGCCCAAAUAAAUGCUUCACAGUGUUCAAGUAACAGACACAUCUCAACAUCAACUGUUCAGAAGGGACUGUGUGAAUCAGGCCUUCAUGGUCGAAUUGCUGCAAAGAAACCACUACUAAAUGACACCACUACUAAAUGACACCAAUAAGAAGAAAGAGACUUGCUUGGGCCAAGAAACACGAGCAAUGGUCAUUAGACCAGUGGAAAUUUGUCCUUCAGUCUGGAGUCCAAAUUUGAGAUUUUUGGUUCCAACCACCAUGUCUUUGUGAGACGCGGUGUGGGUGAACGGAUGAUCUCCGCAUGUGUAUUUCCCACCGUAAAGCAUGGAGGAAGAGGUGUUAUGGUGUGUGCUUUGCUGGUGACACUGUCUGAGAUUUAUUUAGAAUUCAAGGCACACUUAACCAGCAUGGCUACCACAGCAUUCUGCAGCGAUACGCCAUCCCAUCUGGUUUGGGCUUAGUGGGACUGUCAUUUGUUUUUCAACAGGACAAAGGCCCAACACAUCUCCAGGCUGUGUAAGGGCUAUUUUACCAAGAAGGAGAGUGAUGGAGUGCUUCAUCAGAUGACCUGGCCUCAACAAUCCCCCGACCUCAACCAAAUUGAGAUGGUUUGGGAUAUGUCGGACCGCAUAGUGAAGGAAAAGCAGCCAACAAGUGCUCAGCGUAUGUGGGAACUCCUUCAAGACUGUUGGAAAAGCAUUCCAGGUGAAGCUGGUUGAGAGAAUGCCAAGCGUUUGCAAAGCUGUCAUCAAGGCGAAGGGUGGCUAUUUGAAGAAUCUCAAAUACAAAAUGUAUUUUGAUUAGUGUAACACUUUUUUGGUUACUACAUGAUUCCAUAUGUGUUAUUUCAUAGUUUUGAUGUCUUCACUAUUAUUCUACAAUGUAGAAAAUAGUAAAAAUAAAGACAAACCCUUGAAUGAGUAGCUGUUCUAAAACUUUUGACUGGUAGUGUAUGUGUUCUCAUCAUUCUACUGUUGUUGUUGUUGUGUGACCAGGUCUGUUUGAGGUGCGGUCACAAGACUACCUGGACUCUCUCCCAGGGAGCGAGCAACGUGGGGUCAACAAGUUCCUCAAGGGUCUAGGUGAGGCCCAAAUCCUCUCCCAUACACCCUGUUCACUCUAGUACCUACAUAGAUCAUAUCCCAAGUCACUCUGCAUAGUAGUUUCUGAUUCAAUUGUCAUUGUAAAUUGUGUUACAUUAGUGAAACUAUAUUCCUCCUCAAUGUAUGAAAAGGUUGCCAGAACUUGUCUCUCACACCAAUGUUAUUUUGAUCCGUGAUUUUGUUGCCUGUUUUCAUUUUCAGGGAAUAAGAUGAAAUUCCUGUCCAAGAAA
This is a messenger RNA of Coregonus sp. 'balchen', 55450 nucleotides long. The record is from the annotation of a GenBank genome assembly. NCBI's taxonomy places the organism in Eukaryota, Metazoa, Chordata, Actinopteri, Salmoniformes, Salmonidae.